Messenger RNA from Podarcis lilfordi (Lilford's wall lizard), 51391 nucleotides. The record is from the annotation of a GenBank genome assembly. NCBI's taxonomy places the organism in Eukaryota, Metazoa, Chordata, Lepidosauria, Squamata, Lacertidae.
AUGGAGGCGGUAUGUCCAGUGAUGUUGGGGGUUGGGCCAAGGGGGCAAGCCUCCACCCUCCUACACACUUGUGCCCAAGCUGUUCUGUCAACAAGAAAAUACACUCAACAUUUUGCUUACAAUUACAACCUGUUAAGAGUAUUUUGUGGCUUCAGAUUAAAAUCCAGUGGAGAGGACAACCAUAAUGACUCGACAAUAGGUCCCUUCCUAAAGGGUACUCUGCUAUGUCCUAAGCAUUGCAGAUCUCCAGAGUGAGGUUGGUCAACAGACUGGAGCUGACAUAGUGAAAUGUACUGAAGAACCAUCAUUUCUCUCCACUUUGAGGAGAGAGCUAACCUUGCAGAGUCUAGCGUGGGUUUCUUCCUGCUCAGGGGAGGAGAAGCCAACCGUUGAACACUGUAAAGCAAAACAAAAGGCAGAAGAAACCAAUUGACAAAAAAGACUAGGGAGAUGAAAGAGUCUGAAAGAUGAAAGUAAGAAGAGUCUGAUGUCGAAAAAAGUAGAGUCCCUCUAGAUUACCUUUGAAAGGAAUAUAUUCCAAGAUCACAAAAACCUGGAAGCUAAACAAAUGUAAAUAUGUUAGUUCAUUUAAAAAGGCAGAGAAGAGGGGGAGAUGCCACAAUGAAUGGCUUGUCUGCUCUAGAAUCCCUUUGAAGACUGCUCCUGAUUCAGAAACCUAUGCCUGCCCUGAUGUGCGAAGGAGGACACAGCAUUGUGUUCCUAUUGGGGCACUUGUAAUGGAUAGGAGCAUCCUGUACAAGCCUGGAGUAUAGAGUUUAUCUCAAGUGAUUGGAUUGUAUGAGAACAUAGAAGGCAAUGUCUAGUUAAGUGGGUUAAAGAUACAAAAUGGUUUAUUGUGUUAUUUUUGUAUUCUUCUGUUUUAUCAUGUAUUAUGUUUUAAAUUUUUAUGCAACCCACCCUGGGAUUACCUUUAGUGAUGAGAGGAGCAAGUAAGAAAUACUUUCUUUCUUUUCUUUUUUUAAAUUAAAUUUUAUUUUAUUAACAUAUAAAACACAUACAUAUACAUUUACACAAUACAUGUACACAACACACUACCUUAUUUUCAUAACAUAAAACAUACCUACAUUACUCUAUAUAAUACCUACCAAUACUAUACAUAUCAACAUACCUACACACCCACCCCACACGGACACCCAUCAAGUGACUUGACUUCCAGCCAUUCUUGUUACGCUACUUUAUUUUUACAACUAGCUUAAAUGCAUUUCAUUACAGUGGUACCUUGGGUUACAUGUGCUUCAGGUUACAGACGCUUCAGGUUACACACUCCGCUAAUCCAGAAAUAGUACCUCGGGUUAAUAACUUUGCUUCAGGAUGAGAACAGAAAUCAUGCUCUGGCGGUGCGGUGGCAGCAGAAGGCCCCAUUAGCUAAAGUGGUGCUUCAGGUUAAGAACAGUUUCAGGUUAAGAACGGACCUCUGGAACGAAUUAAGUACUUAACCUGAGGUACCACUGUAUUUCUUUUAUCUCUUCGCAAGUAAUAAAUACUUUCAACAAACAAAAAUAAAUAAUACAAUAUGGGUGGCAUCUGACUCAGAGUACAUCCACCGAAAUAAACCAGCUUAGUUGAGUCAUGACUUACUUAAGUCCGUUGAUUUUAAUGGGUCUUUUCUGAGUAUUACAUUUUUAUUUGAACCCUGACUUCCAAAAAGCUGGGAGACAAGAUAGAUUCUGGAAAACAUGGAAAUCCUACUGUUGAUGUAAUGGACUGUCCUGUUCCUUGUGCUUUUUGUUUAUCAUCUUUCAUCCAACUUUCUUCUUUGUUCUCUAAGCUGAAAAGGAUGCAACUUCUCAUAUGACUUCCUCAGAUUUAGUAGUCCUCUUCAUUUCAUUGCAUAAUGUGCUAGCUGGGAAUUAAUUCCUUUCUGGAUAUUAAUUCUUUGAGGGCUCGCAUUAAAAGCAAUAGGGCUUCUUUACAACAUAAUUCCCACCUCAGAUAAAUAGAUGUGAGUGCAAGAGAAUAAAAAAGGUAAAGCUAAUUAUAAUUAGGGCUGAAACAGAAGAGUGCCAGGUCACUAGCAGUCAAGCAUGUGGGGAGUUGGAAAUAUAAAUAUCAACAGAAUUAGAAAUAGUCAAGAUGGAGUGUUGGGCAGAUCUUAUACAGUACAGUGAAACCUCAGUUUUCAAAUAUAAUCCAUUCCAGAAGUCUGUUUAACUUCCAAAACAUUCGAAAACUGAGGAUCAAAGGGCUGGCAGCAAAAUCCAUUGAAAAAAUGGAGAAAUGCGCCUCAGAAGCCAUUCGACUUUCGAGAUACGUUCAAAAACGGAAGCAUUAACUUCCGGGUUUUCGGCGUUUGGCUUCCAAAACGUUUGGCAGCCGAGACGUUUGAAAACCGAGGUUUGACUGGAGCUGGGUUAGGCAAUGUCGUGCCCUCUAGAUGCACGAGAGAAAUUUGCCCAAAGCAGGACAUUGUUGAGUGAGUCACCACAAGUCAGGGACUCCAAUGCACAGGCCAGGAAACUCUUGGUUUAGUCACUGCUAUUCCUGUCACAGAUGAAUACUAAGAACGGGGUAACUUGAAUGUAAGGCUAUAUCUACACUGAUCUGGAAAACGCUAUUUUAAAAAAAGUAGCAAAGCUCUCAAUGCAAUUUUACAUUGACGACAGCUCGCUGCUCUACAGCCCCAUCUGGUGCCACAUGUUUAUAACACAUUUUUAACGUUUUAAAUGAGCAGUGUAGAUUAGUCCUUAGGACAAAUCAGUUUUAACAAAUGAGGAAAAGAGAAAAAUGGAGCUCCUCAGAAAUCACAUAUUGUAAACCAGGGGUAGGGAACCUCAGAUUCAGAGGUAAAUUGCAGUUCUCUGGGCCUCUCUAUCUAGCCCUUGGUACUCUUCCAAGCUCCUCCUCCUCCUCAGCUAUACCCCCACUUCCUGCCCCAGGCCAAAUGUGUUACUAGCCUUACUUUGCACCCUCCUAGAAUGUUUCUACCUGGCUAAAAUGUGGCAUUGAACUCUGAUAAUUAAUGCCUAGAUGGGGGAUACAGAAGGGUGUGCAAAACUAGCUUAAUGUAAAAUGUAUACUGGUAUUUGCUGCUCUGCACAUAAUUUGCCCACACCCCACACCCCAAAGGCUGUCCGGAAUGGAAUAUGGCCCUCGGUAUGAAAAAGCCCCUUUUGUCAAUGAUGAUAAGAGUCUUUUAAAUAUAUAUAUUCCAUAUAACCUUAAUUUAAGAUGCAUUAUUGUUUUGUCUUCUGGUCUGAAAUUUCCUUUGAUAUAAAUGAAAGCUCCCCAAUGAAGGUUAUCUAAGUGGUUUGUUGCUACUGGCAGGUAUUUAGGAUAGAUCACAUAAGGUAGAAACAUAUCUAGAUCCCAGUAUGAGCUGAGAAGUGGUGUACAAACCCUAAUUUUGUUCUUGUGAUUAACAGCUCAGGCUUUUGUCUGCCACAUGCACAGUGCACUCUAAUUUUGUGUGUGUUUAAGCCAGGGGUCAGCAAGGUGGGCUGGAUUGCGGGCGCGCGAUUUCCCGUGUCUGCACAGAUGCGUUUCCCAGUGUCCGCGCAUGUGCAGAUGCGAUUACUGGCGCCGCGGAAUUGAGUCCUCGCACCGCACUGUGCCAGUUUAGCACAGCGCAUGGGGACUCACCGAGUGGUUCAGGGGCAGCUUGUGGGCUGGUUAAACUACCCCCGUGGGCCGCUUGUGGCCCAUGGGCCUUAGGUUGCCUACCCCUGAUUUAAGCUGUCUGCAGAGUCAGUGGAAGAUUUUGGGGCCUCAAAUUUCCAUGGUGCCCUAUGCAACGAAAAAUUUGAUGACCCCCCCUAUCUCUCGCCUUCCAUUGUACAUCAUAGUUGCAGCACCCCCCACAGCACCCCCGAGGCUUCACACACAGUGCAACCAAACCAGUCGCACUCUGGCAGGGUGAUGGAAAUGACUAUUGAAAAUACAUCCGGAUAAAAGCUGUAGGGUUCGGGGGUGGGGUGGGGAGGUAUAACAGACUAAAAGUUCAGCCUGCAACCGACAAAUCUAUAGUGGAGUUAAUUAAUAACACUCUGGUGUCAGAUAGGUAGAAGGCCACCCUUCUCCUCAACCCCUUUUCCUGUUCAUUCAAUUGAAACAAUUAAGAGAAAAGGCUUACCCACCCUUUUCUCAUUUAUCUUGGGCUUGCAUUCUUGAUAAGAUCCUGGGAUUCUGGUCAUUUUGAUUAAAUUUCUUUCUUUUUUUAAAAUCCAAUUUUGACAGUGAACAUUUCAUACGGAAAAGAAAUGCUAUGUGGUUGCAUAUACAUUUAACUUUUAUCUAGUUAUGAAUUCAGAAAUGGACAGAGGCAAAAUAAUAAACUACCAUUUUGAUAGGAACAUUACAUUCUUAACAUUUCUGCAAGGAAAAGGAUAUCCCUGCAGGAAGGAGAAAGGUGGAGCACUGCCUGUGUAGCAUUUCUUGUUCAGCAUUGUACAAUCCUUUGCAGGGACACAGGAAGAGGAUACGGAAGUUUCUACAGGAAGAAGGAGGAAAGUUCAAACAUAAACAGUGGCCAAAAAUUACCAGCAGUUCGUUAGAUUUCCUUUUGCUUAAGUCUUUCAGUGUAAGUCAAUAUAAAAAAAAUAAUCAUAUACAAAGGUGUGCUGCUAAACACGCUAAAGCAAAUAAGAUUAGAACAAUCACAGUGUUUUAACAUUAAAGCAAUCAUUUAGGGAGCAUAUUCGUUUUGUAAAAAUAUAAAGAAGUUUAAAACAGCAUGCUGGCUAUAAGGCAGGCAUUACUAUGACUAUCUGUGGUCUCUAAAUCUCCCACCUAAAUAAAUAUGGAAGUAGGACUUCUAAAAAGAGUUAAUGUCAUUUCCUAAUUAGAUUUGAAUCUUCAUCUUUGCUAUGAAAACUAUAGCAACUUUUUUGGGGGGGGGCGGUAAAAUUUAGCUCUGGCUAGUCAGAAAGUGAUGAUAAAUAUCCCUUCAAAAACUGAGAAUUUGGAUAUAGUGGUACCUCGGGUUAAGUACUUAAUUUGUUCCGGAGGUCUGUACUUAACCUGAAACUGUUCUUAACCUGAAGCACCACUUUAGCUAAUGGGGCCUCCUGCUGCUGCCGUACCUCCGGAGCACGAUUUCUGUUCUCAUCCUGAAGCAAAGUUCUUAACCCGAGGUAAUAUUUCUGCAUUAGCAGAGUCUGUAACCUGAAGCGUAUGUAACCCGAGGUACCACUGUAGUUCAGUUCAAAAAGUAGCUCCUGAAACUAUGAGGUAGACCUGCACGUCUGAUACAUCAAGCCAAACUCAGGUGGAAUCUACACACAUAUAAAAAAUGCUGUGAAAAUGCUUUUUUUAAAAAAGUUUUGAAAAAAUACAUUGAAUUUGGCAUAGUGUCUAGUGUCACAUUUGCAUACUGCACUUUACAACACAUUUAAAACGUUUCAUUUGCAGCUGUGUAGCUAAGUCCUCAGUCAACUAGUCAUGUGUGGCAGCCACUCAGAAUCCCCUUUUGAUAUCUCCCUGGUCCAGACUGCAAAAACAGAAUUGGGGUAGCCAUAAAGAUUUGACAUGUCAGAAUCCAGUUAGUCACAGGUAGCACAGGUGGUGAACUACAGAGCCUGAAUCUGGGAGGAUUGUCUUUCUCGUGUCAAUCAAAAAAAGGGUUCACACCACGAUAGGACAGAUUCAAAAACAGGUUUCUAAAUGAAUGGUCAAACCAUUGAUGGCUUCUCUUGCAGCUUAUGCUACAUCUUCACAAAUAGGUGACUGGAUCUCCUGGUAGUUUGUGUUUUUUAUAAACUGUGUCGGUUUAAAGCACACACACACACACACACACACACACACACACACACCAAGAAUGUUGUGAAAUGAAAUUUGUUAAAGGUUGUGAGAACUGUAGCUUUGUAAACUACAGCUCCCAGGAUCCUUGUUGUCGUUGAGGGAAAUGGGCUUUAAAAGUAUGGCAUAUUCGUAGCCAAAAACGCAGCUGCUUAGGAUGUUUGGUCAGAGCAGCAGCCCAAGGAAAGGGGGUGUUUAACCUCACUCUCUAUUUUCCUGAUCAAAAUCACACACAUAUCCAGGGUGCUCUUUGUCUAAAAGGGGAACAUACAAUGCUCCCUUGUAAUCUUCUCUUUGCAGGAAAAUCCGAAGCCUGAACUGAAGAAGGCAAUUCUGAUAAGGAAAAUAGUGGGGAGAUGUUUUAAACACCCAUAUCCUCACUCUCCUCUCCCCAAUCUGACUGCUGCUCUGAUCUCUUUGAGAGAACAGGAAUUAUGAGGAUGAGGAACUCCAUCUUUGUCAUGCUAAAUUUGAGACUACAGGAAAAUACAGAGGACAACUGAAAUGCGGACGGAAUGAGCUGAAUGGCAGAGAUUUGGAUUUAGAAGAAGGGGCCCUCUAAUGCUAUGAUUAUAUGAAUGACUGCAUGCAGGGAGCAUAAAAACAACCACCACUGAAUUUUCUGCUUAAAUCUAAUUGUGCUUGCUCUGAUCAGCACAACUGACACAAUGCACUUACCUCUAGGGGUUUGUGUUUCCGUUUGGAAAUGCGACUGUGGUGUCUUUAUGAUAUGUGGUUUAUUUACACAUAUAUAUACUAUUUGAGCCUACAAUUCACAGCAUUAACACCCAAAAAGGGUCUUGUUUCUCCCAUAACUGCAGCCUUGGAUUCAAAGAGAAAUCAACCAUUGCUCUGUCUCUCUGGCUUUCCAGCUUGCUGCUUUCAUCACUGCAAAACUCAACUCUAAAUUCAAGCCUUGUCCUUCUAACUAUCUCUGAGUUGUGGGAUGGUCUCCACCCAUUUGUUUGUCUCGCACAGAGCCCUCUUUCAUUUGUUCUCCUAAUGGCCGAUCAUCCAGGUGAUCACCUCAUCAGGUAGCUAGCCUGACUUGAUUAGUUUUUAACACUUGCUGGAUCCAAGGAUUAGAAGGGUCUGGCAACCAGUUUAACACACACACACAAACCAACUCAUAACAGUAUGAAGAGGAACCUUGCUGUAAGCCAGAUCCAAACAUAGGAGCCCAAGCAUGUGGGUGGAAAAAGAGGACUCUAUCUGGGCUCAGAGGUUCAUUGGGGCCUGCCCUGGUUGCAAGCCCAUUACUACAAAGAAUAAAAAAGAGGCUAACUUGUAGAUAAUUAUUGAGGAUGUUAUUGCAAACCUAUGGGGUGUUCAGACCUUGUAAGAUUUGCUAGAGUCAAUAAGUAUUGUAAGAACAAGAAAGACAACAUUCUGAGUAGUAUGUGCUUGCCCUUAUCUAAACAAACCUGGGGACACACACAGAAAGUAAGUUGCACAAGAAACACUAGAACUUGCAGUCUGAGAGACUUGUGCCUCCCUAUGGCAGAUGCAUUCUCAAGAACUACAGAGUUCCUUAGUUGCUGAUGGCAUUCCCUGUACAGGAAUUUUUACCUAAUCACUUUGCACCAGCAGUAGCUGACAUAAUGUCCUCCAGACAUUAGCAGACUACAAUUUAUUUCAGCCCCAGCCAGCGUUGCCAAUACAGUCGUACCUUGGAAGUCGAAUGGUAUCUGUUCCAGGAGUUUGACUUCCAAAAUGUUUGAAAACCAAAUUUUUGCUUCUGAUUGGCUGCAGGAAGCUCCUGCAGCUAAUCGGAAGCCAUGGAAACCCUGUCAGAUGUUCAGCUUCCAAAAAUAGUUCACAAACCGGAACGGUAACUUCCAGGUUUGCAACGUUCGGGAGCCAAAACGUUCGGCAAUUAAGCUGUUCGAAAACCAAGGUACGACUGCAAUUAGAAAUGAUGGGCGGCUGUAGUCCAACAGUGUAUGGAGGGCACAACACUGGUUUCUCCUGCUUUAGGAGAAAUCACUUUGCACCUACCUCCUUCCACUACUUGCUGAAACUUACAAUAAACCCUAAAAAGUUACUGAGACAGGACUUACCUUUGAGGAAGGCAUGCUGACUCUUAAAAAAACCCCAAAACAAGACUUGUCCAUGUAUAUCAUGGGUAGCCAAAUUGAUGCCCCCCAAGUGUUGAAAAUUCCCAUCAUCCCUGACCAUAGGUCUUGCUGGCCAGGGCUGAUGAGGUUUGUAGUCCACAAUACCUGCCCAGCACCACUCUAUUCUGUGUGCUUGUUAAUAUUGUAUUUAAUAAUGCUUUUCACCAAUAGUUGUAGAGCAGGUGUUAAAUUUAGCAGCCCCUUAUGUCCUGGAUUCCUGCCAACCUAGCAGUUCGAAAGCACAAAGUGCAAGUAGAUAAAUAGGUACUGCUCCAGUGGGAAGGUAAACGGCGUUUCCAUGUGCUGCUCUGGUUCGCCAGAAGCGGCUUAGUCAUGCUGGCCACAUGGCUGUACGCUGGCUCCCUCGGCCAAUAUAGCGAGAUGAGCGCCGCAACCCCAGAGUCGGUCACGACUGGACCUAUUGGUCAGGGGUCCCUUUACCUUUAUGUCCUGGAUACUUCCUGAUCCCUUUUUUAAAACUGUUAUUGCACUGGCUGCUUCUCAGUCCUUUGGUAUAGGAACAAGUUAGAUGUCUUUGCUAGAAGACCAGCAACUUCACAUGUCAGCUCUUCAAGAACUCUUGCCAUGGUAAUUCGUUCAUUUUCAAUUUGUCAGUAAGGCCUAGACCUUUAUUGUUGGUCAACCCAAUCUGCAUCACUUCCUCAGACUUCCUUUCUGAAAAAAAUCAGUUUAGGCACUAAUAUCUGCCCUGCAUCUUUUCCAGUGAAUACAUGUAAAUUCCUUCAGCUUUUAUUCAAUCCAUUUAUCGUGCUUUAGCACACCUUUUACUUUUGUGUCAUUCAACAGCUUGCCUUCCUAGCCAGAUUGCUGAGGUCUUUAAAUAAUUUAAAUAUUUUUUAUUAUUGAUCUUAAUGGUCUUUUUGCAAGAUGCUCCUCAAAUUCUCCCCUCGCACCAGCCCAUUACUCUCUGCUACCAUUUUUUGGCUAGAUUAUAUAUAUAUUUGUUCCUUUACCUCUUAAUUUGGGGGAGGCUUCCGUUUUUUGAAGGACGCCUUCUGGCGUCUAAUAACAUCCUUGGCCAAAGCUCUAUAACUAUGCUGGCAUUCUCUUAGGAUUUGAUGGUACCUUUCCUAAUCUGCAGUGCACAUUCUGGUUGAGUUUUGUUUCCAUUAUUUUGGUUUUGAAUAAGCAACAAGAGUUCUGGAGAUAUUUGACCCUCUUGUCUUGCCCUUUUCACUUACAUUUUAUUUACAGACUUCCUUCUUUCUGAGGCAUUAUUGACUUUGUUGCAUUGUAAAUGCUGAAUCUAAUAGUACUUCACUGCUUCUAAGUGGUUAAUUUUGCUGUUCCUUAAAUUACUGUGUGUCAUAGCACUGAAUUAAGACUACAGUCCUGUGCAUUGGUAGUAGCACCUUAAAUUUUAUCAGAGUUGUGGAUUUCAGCAGCCUGUGUACUGGAUUGCAGAGCUUCUCUGCUGGGUCACUGAGCUCAGAAACCGUUUGAUUUUGCAUUUCAAGGAACGGAAGGCUGCCUUUGAACUGUCCCAUUGUGUCUUAAUUUAGCAGUUUAUAGCACCUCUAUCAGUAGAAAGCCUGGUGAAAAGUUGUAAGGGCCACAGUAAUUAGCAGAGCUGAAGUCCAGACACCCUAAUCAACAACAACAGAAAAUGCAGAAUACAGUAUUUGUUGUUGCUUACACUAUAUUAGUAGAGAUAUUAAUACAUGCAUGCUUAUGAAUAGAACUCAAUCUAUUAUUGUAUAACUCUGUUAACACAGCAUUUAACAUACAGAUAUGUGCAUGUGGGGUCUCUCUGCGCGGGUCUGCAAGAACAGUUAAAUGACUCCAGCUUGCUGUUAUCCCAGCAUUUUGGGGGAAAGCUGGUUUAUUAUUUUUCAGCGAAGCCACCUUAUGUUUUUAGUAGCUGUGGCUGAUGAGCCAAGUUUGUUGGUCUUGUUUGAAGCUCCUCCCCGGGGGUGCAGAACAGGAAGAGGUGGAGGUCAGAGGGAGCUGCUGGAGUUCCUUGGUUUGUGUGUGCGUCUGAGUGAAGUUGCCAUUACCCUUUUACUAUGUGUGUGUCUUAUAUUACAGCAAUGCUGCACAUCAGUGGCCAAAGAGAGGGGAGAAGGGAGGAAAAGCCUGUUUACACAGACUGCAAACCGCCUGGGGAAUAAUGCAGGAAAGGAAGUGAGCCGGCUCGCUGUCUGACUGCUCCAACUUCCUGCUCUCUCUCUCUCUCACUCUCGCACACACACCAACCGGGGGUGGGGGUGGGGGGUGGAAGAGAGAAAGAAACAAGGGGGGGAUCAGGAUCUCAUUACAAGAGCAACAGAGCGUUUUCGAGGACUGUCAGUAUGGAAAACGGGGGGAUUUUACGCAGCUCCCUUUAAACCUGCGAGGAGAGAUCGGAGAAGCCCACCAAACUCCGGGUAUGUAAGCUUUUUAAAAGUUGGGCAGAGUUUGGAGGGGGGAGGCAGAAAAGGGCGAGGGGCAGACAGGUGGGAGCAGCAUGGGAUGGCGCUCAGGCGGUCCCCCCCCCCUCACCUUCCCUGAUAAAAGGCGAAAAGUAUCGCGCCACGGGUGGGGGGUGCGGGAGAUCCCUGCCCCGCCACAAGGCAUCCGGUUGGGGCUGCCGGGGGAGGCGGGAGAAGAGUCCCGGGUGCCGGGAGCUCCAGUGGCAGCUCCAGAAGCCCCAGUUGCAGCUCUUUGCUGCGGGGCAGAAGUGCCAUCUGUCGGGGAGGGGGGGUUGGGAAAUGUCUGAGAGGGAGCAAAGUGGGUUGUGUGUGGGGCGCGCGGAGCGGGGGGGGGGGAGAGAGAGAGACUGGCGAGACGUCGCCCUUUUGGACUGUGCGUGAGAGAGGGAGGGCAGUGGGAACUCCCGGGGUGUGGGGGCAGAAAGGAGUCCCUGACUUCUGCAGGAGGCGCGCGUUGUGUCAACUGCUUGUUGUGCAUCUGGCAAUGUGGAGGAGUCUCCACCUGCCGUUGACAAAAAAACGUCGGUGGGGUGGGGGCUAAAGAUGGGGCUCUCUUCUCCAGCGGGGAAGAGGGGUGUGAGGAGGGGCGUCCAACUUGGCUGGAGAAAUGGGAGUCUGGGGGUGCCACUGCGCCUCUCGAAGCGCGCGCGCGCGUGGCGGUGGGGAGGGGUCGCCUUAUGUUUGGGGAGACGGCGUGGGGGCCAGUGCCUUUGUGAAGCGGGUGAGCUGGAAGGCGCUGCGUCGCCAUGAACCACUUUAGGGGUGUGUGAGGGGAGAGGGAAAGAGAGUUUGUAUGUGCGCCUUUAUGUGUUUCCACAACCUGGGAGCGAGGUGGCGGCGUCCCUGCUCUUGCUGCCACAUGGGCCGUUUUAUUAAGACAAUGAAUUUGAGUGUGUGCGCGCAGAAGGAAGGAGUGGGGCGGCGAGGUGGGGUGGGGGGAACCGCACACCAGACUGUAGCCCAGAGGAAUUAGAGCAGUUUGCUUAAGGGCAGCGCAAAUUGCUGGGGGCUGCAAGGAGAGGAGGAAACGGCCAAGGGGCUUUGGAGGAGGAGGGGGGCAGUGUUGGGAGAGUUUCUGGCUUGUCUGGAAACAGCAAGACUAAUUGCCAUGCGCUUCCGGUUUGAAACUGGCAGCAGACAACAUCUUGAAAAUGAGUCACUGCAGCUCACAAAGAAACUCUGUGGUUUUCUCCUUCUCAGGUUUAUGUAUUUGCUCUUUUACAGUUUCCUUUGUAGUUUUGAGAGAGAGCGAGAGCUGGAGAGUUUCCUUCACUCUCACCCUCUGCCUCCACCAAACCCCCUCCCCACUCCAUUUUUAUAUUUUACACCAUCAGUUUAAAAAAAGGGGGGGGAGAGACUGGAGAGUUGUUUUUGGAUCUGGCUGUGCUGAAGGUUAGAGGGACUCUGAUGCUGCAGGAGGAAAAAGUUCCCUGAAUUUUCCACUGGCUGCAGGAAGAGAGCCCAUUUAGUCAUGGCUAAGUAAUGUCUGCACACACCAACUAAUCUCAUUAGGAGUUUCCGUUCCCUAACACAGGAGGGUUUUGUGAAGCCCUCUCAGCUUUUCUGCCCACUACUGUUGAAAGCGAGACAAGUUACAUCUUUAUUUAGUCAGGGUGGUGGGGUGGUGGGACCUACUUAAUUUAAUGCAGCGUCUUUUUUAUCAUGUGAUCUUGAAUGGCUUUUUAAAUGACAAAGGACACAAUGGUUUCAUUUUAAUGUUCCUAAAAUAAGGGCUUUACCCUUUAUUUUGCCUUUUUAUGCUUUUUUAUUGGUUUUAGGGCUUUGAUGUGUAAUAUUUGAAAAUGGGAUCUACCGUAUCUUAUUAGUUCCCGCCUCCUUCCUUCCAUCUCUUUUAGUAAAUAGAGGAUGAUAAAAUGUUUAUCUAAAAGCAAAUAUAUGCUAACUGCAUUUGGCCAAAUUCUCUUGCAACUAAUGCGUGCAAUUUUGUGAUUAUUUUAAAAUAUUAUAUGACAUUUGCAUUUUAACUUAUUUUUGUACUGAAAUAACUUUCGUACCCCGAAUGCAAAUGAUUGGAGGCUGUCCUGUCUAGGGCUGAAUGCGUCUGUCACAUUCCUGUGUACCACUAUCAAAUUUCUAACUGAUGAGGUUACCAGGCAUCUGGGGAUUUUCCUAGCCAUAAUUGCAUUAAUAUCCAAAAACAAAAACAUUUUAUCCAGGAUUGGCACCCUUUGGAUACAAAUGGAGAAUAUCAGGAUCAUUGUGUGUUUGAAAAAAGUGUAAUAGGUAUUGGUUUAUUGCACUUUUAUUUUGGUUUUCCCAUGUUCCUGCAAAACCUGAUAUGCGAUGGUUUAGAAAUUCAAUAAAUUGUAGAAUUCCAGGUGGCUGCAGUGGCUAGGAGUGCUUUCUAUCAAUUGCUGUGGGCAUCCGUCUGCCUCAGGCGACAAUGGAGGGUGCACCUUUGGGGGUGAAGUCAAUUACAUUUUCUGUGUUGACUUCACUAUUUACCUUUGAGUAGUGGCCUGAGAAUUACCAUCCAGGCUUUUGUAACUUCAAGGACUGACUGUUGUAGUAUUGCUGAACAUGGCCAUAUUCAACAGGCACUUGGCUCAGUCUUGGGCUGCGAGCACCUAUGCAAAAUGCUGGGUUUGACCUUUAAAAUGGUGCAUACAGUGAAUACUUUAUCAGUGUCUGCUGUUUUCUGGAGAAGUUAUGCUCAGACCCUUACGAUCAUAGACAUUUGAUGAGCGGUGGGAUGGAGUACAGCCUUUUGAAUAGUGGUACAUAAACUUCAGAAUAGGGACAACCAACUUGGCAUCCUCCAGAUGUUGUUGGUUGCAUUCCAACUCUCAUGAGCCAUGGUUGACUUGGCCAGUGUUCAGUGAUGAUGGAAGAUGUAGUCCCAACAACAUUUGGAGGGUACCACUUUGGCUCUAGAACAUUAUUCCCAAAGAAGCACAACUCCAGAUGGGUGGUUUUUGCAGGUGUAUUCUGCAACAUGUGAUGAUGCAAUAAUAGUGGUGGAUUUAUAGUGAACCAUCCAUAUAUCAUUCCACUUUUAGGGCCGGACAAUAUAUCAAUAUAUUGUCUUAUAUCAAUAUCAAGAGCAAAUCAUGAUAACAAUUAAAAAAUAAUAAUUAGCUGGCAAUAUAUUGUGAAUCGUGUGUGUCUUUGUGUGUGAUAGUCAAAAAGCAUGAUACAAUGGUACCUUGGUUUAAGAACAGCCCUGUUUACGAACCAUUCGGUUUACGAACUCUGCAAAACCGGAAGUAGUGUCCCAGUUUGCGAACUUUACCUCGGUCUAAGAAUGGAAGCCGAACGGUGGAAGGGCACUGCCGGCAGGGGGCCUUAUUAGGGAAAGCAUGCCUCGGUUUAAGAAUGGUUUUGGUUUAAGAACAGACAUCCGGAAUGGAUUAAAUUUGUAAACCGAGGUACCACUGUAUUGUGAAAAUUGGGAAGCCAAUGCUUCUUCCUGUCCUGUGCAGCCGUUGCCAUUGCUAUCUCUGCCUCAGCUGCUCUUCCGUGCCUCCUGUAGCGGCAGCAGCAGACUGAUGCAAAAUUUGCUCUUUGAUAAACUGUGUGUGCACUGCAGGGUGGCUUUCUGCCUUAGCUCUCGGUCUCCCCUGCCUGCCUCCUCAGUGGCAGGCAAAAAUCGUCCUUGGAGAUAUCGUGUGCACGCACAUGCGUGCAGCCUAACUCCGCCUGAGCGCUCUGUUUCCUGAGCAGGUAGAGCUGAACAGCCUGCAAGUGGGAACUUCCCUCCAUCAGAGACGCCAGGCUCUUGCUGAAAGGCAGGCACCAAGUUGGUAAGAGGCUUAGGUAGAAGUGUGGCUUCUGGAAUCUGGAGCCCCUUUCCUCCUCCAGUUCUCAUGUAAAAACAUAAACUUGGGUAAUAGGAAAAAGAAAAAGAAAAACAUGCUGCUCAAGCAUAAGACCCCCUCCUUUUUUGCUGUGCUUGUUUGUUGCAGGUGGGUGUGUGGUUGUCUGUAUACACCUAAGCUGAUUAGAACUCAGUCAAAAUAAAAUGUGGUAUAUCUAUACCAGGCUUCCGCAAACUCGGCCUUCCAGAUGUUUUUGGCCUACAACUCCCAUGAUCCCUAGCUAGCAAGACCAGUGGUCAGGGAUGAUGGGAAUUGUAGUCUCAAAACAUCUGGAGGGCCGAGUUUGAGGAAGCCUGAUCUACACCCAUAUAUAUCUUCAUUCACCAUGCUUGUUAGUAGGCAUUCAGUAGCUCUGAUAAGAAAGAAAUAUUGGGGGAUUUGUUUUGUUUUUGUGAACAGAAAUGCUGGUAUAAUAACAUAGUACCAUACACACCAGGAUUUGACAAAAGACCUCACUACUAACACGUAGGCAAGGAGCUUUUUAACCCUAUGACUAGAAAUUGGGGGGCAGGCGGGCAGGGAGGGUAUCCUGCCACCUCUUCAGUUUUCAAGAUACGCAACAGAUGUGGGGAGCAGGACAACAAAACAGAGAAGUGUUUCUGCACUCCUUUCAUAUAUAGUUUAGCUUGUGUUGCAGUUGGAGUAGGGUUACAUGUUUUCAACCACUUAAGUCUCAGAUUUUCAGCAGUGAUGAUUUCAUUAUGCAUCAGGAGGGUUUUAAUAAGGUCUACUGACACGAAAAUACAUAAAUAAAAAUUCUGUACAAAUUUUAUAAUCUGUAUGAAAUAGGCAAAUGAAGCAUACUUGAAUAUAUUUUCUGGUUUUGUUAAUUAUGGGAAGGUAGAAUAAUUACUCAGGUCAAUGUUGAACUCCCAGUAUUUAUUUAUUUAUUUAUUUAUUUAUGUGAUUUUGCACAAGCUGCAAGCGAGCUUGCAACAAAAGCAAAUAGAUAAAAUAGGGUUACUGUACAUCUGGAAUUCCCCGGGAUUUAACAGGUGAAAAUAGCACCCAGGGGGAAUUUUGGAAAACUGGCAAAAUGUCCAGGAUUUUGAGAUUGAGUUUAAAAAGCUCGGCAACUAUGAGCUUCCUUAAAAAAUCUCAACAACUUUUGUGUCGUGAAUUUUACUUCUAGAAAUAUGGCAACGCUAGAUAAAAUCAUUCACAAUAACAAAUCAUUGCUGCCAGUAUCCAAAGCACUCUUUCAGGUAGUGCAAGGAUUCCACUGAAUAACACUGAAAAAGAUGUGUCUUAAUCAACCACCUGAAACUAUAGCGAGAUGGGGCAACAUACACCUCAGUAGGGUGAGGAACCCCCACCAUGAAAAGGCCAUUUCCUAGGCUCCCACACCACAUACCUCAUCCUGCAUGGGGACCACAAGAAGGGCUUCAUCUGUUGGUUAUGGGCCAGUCAAUAUGGAAUAAGCCAUUCUUACAGAUAUUUGGAUCCCAAGGUGUUCAGGGCUUAAUACCUUGCAUCGGGCCCAGAAAAUAAUUGGCAUCCAACGUAGCUGUUUUUAAAAGAGGGUAAUGUUAUUGUGGCCUGCUGCUUGUAGGUAUUAGCCUGAUUGCUGCAUUAUUUUGUACUAGUUGUAAUUUCCAUAACAUCUUCAGUGGUAGACCCAUGUGAAGUGCAUUAUAGUAGUCCAGUAGAAAUCCAGCUGCUUCUUGCAGCAUUGGAAAUUUUGCCUGGCAUUGCACAAGCGCAUUUUAAAAAUUACCUUUGGAGGCAUAAGGACUGCACCCUUCUUGAGUGAUUUUUGGCUGGCUGGAAUGUGGCCUUGAACAUAAUGUUUCUUGCUUGCUGGCAUAGAUGGAGGAUAGAGAGCUGUGAAGAUGGGCAUAGAAACCUCUGACUUCUACGUCACCUGCAGUGUUAGGAGUAUUUUUUAAGCAUAAACUGCACAAUCACAAUCACUUCACACAAUUUUGGGAUUAGAAUUUCCUGAUUAGAAUGCAUGGAUUUCAGGGAAACCUAUAACAUCUCAUAAAUUAAAUGAUUCAGGCAGCAUUCUUAUGGUAAGUCCCAUUGAUCUUUCUGUAAUACAUUGUAAUACUAAGUAGGCAUAUAUAUGAUGGACUACCUUUUGUUUAUUGGUAUUUCUACCAACUUAUAAACAAAGGAAUUAACUUCAAAUAUUAUUGGUUUUUUUCUGUUUUUAAAUGAGAACCUGAUUUUAAUUUGUUCAUGAUUUAGAAUGAUGCAGCAGGGCUAGCUAAAUGUUUGCUGGCCCAGGACCAAAAUAUUUAGGAGAGGGCAUGCCUACAGAACAGGUAUGCAUACAGAAACAAGCCCCCCAAAACAUGAUGCUGUGUGUGGAUUGAAGUGACACUUUUGAGACUAGGAGGCAAGUGGCUUUGACAGUUGUAGCUAAAGCAGAGGUGAAAUAGCUUUAGAAAAGUUUUGUAUUACGAGAUUGGCAUGAAUCAAGGUAAUUCUUAUAUUAAUUUCCUGGUUUGCUUAUUUGGAUAUUCAGAUUCAUGUGACUGUAAAUGAUGUAAAUGUAAAGGAUGUAGAUGUACAGUGGUACCUCGGGUUACAAACACCUCGGGUUACAAUCACUUUGGGUUACAGACUCCGCUAACCCGGAAGUAAUACCUUGGGUUAAGAAUUUUACCUCAGGAUGAGAACAGAAAUUGCGCGGCAGCAGCAGGAGGCCCUAUUAGCUAAAGUGGUACCUCAGGUUAAGAACGGUUUCAGGUUAAGAAUGGACCUCUGGAAUGAAUUAAGUUCGUAACCAGAGGUACCACUGUAUAGCUGAUGUUCGGGAAGGUGGUGGUAGGGUUUGGCAGCAUGCCCUCCCUUAUCCUUACAUGUUUGCUUACACCUGAGGAGACUCAGUGUCCACGUAGGGCAGAGAGAUCUGGUACAAAUGUAAGACGACUAUGAGAAUGAUCUUUUGAGGAACCUUGCACUUUUGUACCACUGCUGCCUCCUCUCCUUUCUUCUUAGCAUGAAGCAGUCUCUUUCCUGGUUUUGUGGCAAACCAUAGUUUAUCAUUCUGUCUCAACUGGAAAAACUAUUUUAUAUGAUUGCCCUGCAAAACAGGAUUGAAAAGCAGAGCUGGAUCCUAGUUUCUGGUUCUGAUUUAUAGGGCAAGCACAACUAUAUCUUGCUGGUUUGAAUGAGAUGGCAGAGUAUGCUUUGCCUGAAGCAAGGAAAGAAAAGAGGUCAUCGCUUUACAUGAUGGUAGGAGGAAGCAGGUGUGCCUGAAGCUGCUUAAAAGCUGAUUCUCGUAACACCAACCGUGGUGUGGUGUUAUGUCUGGACUACCCGAAACAGGUGGAGUCCUUUGCUACUAAGUAGACUAUCUGCUCCUAAUUAUGCAUCUUGAAGGCCUAAUGUACACGGGAUCAGGAAGUGCACAAUUUAUUCUGAUAGAUUGCCAAAAUGUGAAGAAACCAGCUGCACACUUGUAUGUAAAGCAUGGUACGUGUAGAAAAAACCCCAGCUUCUUAAAGAGAAAAGUAUGUUGUUAAAAUAAUCAAUGUUCUUCAAUCCAUGUGUGCCACGGUGUGCUAGAUAACUGUCUUAGAAAUAAGAGAUGGAAAAUAAUUUCUCCUUGAAACAUAAGUGAUGAGACACAAGGCACUUACGUAUAUACUACAGUGGUGCCUCGCAAGACGAAAUUAAUCCGUUCCGCGAGUCUCUUCGUCUUGCGGUUUUUUCGUCUUGCGAAGCACGGCUAUUAGCGGCUAUUAGCAGCUUAGCGGCUAUUAACGGCUUAGCGGCUAUUAACGGUUUAGCGGCUUAGCAGCUUUAAGAAAAAGAAAACAAACUCGCAAGAACUCGCAAGACGUUUCGUCUUGCGAAGCAAGCCCAUAGGGAAAUUCGUCUUGCGGAAUGACUCAAAAAACGCAAAACCCUUUCGUCUAGUGAGUUUUUCGUCUUGCGAGGCAUUCGUCUUGUGGGGCACCACUGUACAGUGGUACGUCGGGUUACAUACGCUUCAGGUUACAUACGCUUCAGGUUACAGACUCUGCUAACCCAGAAAUAUUACCUUGUGUUAAGAACUUUGCUUCAGGAUGAGAACAGAAAUCGUGCUCUGGCGGUGCGGCGGCAGCAGGAGGUCCCAUUAGCUAAAGUGGUGCUUCAGGUUAAGAAUAGACCUCUGGAAUGAAUUAAGUACUUAACCCAAGGUACCACUGUAUAACUUUAGGCUUCUGGGAGCAAAACAAAACAAAAAACAAACCUCCUAGUGUGAGCUCAAUGUUAUUUUCUUUUCUGAACACAGCUCCUUCCAGGGCAUCAGAGACAUGCCUGAAAGUCUUCUUUUUUGCAGGGGAGUGAAGUUGAUGUGGACCCCAGCUUCUAAUUGAAAUAGAUGUAACCUUGUUUUUAGCAAACCUGAUACACUUCAUGCUCCAUGAUUUCCUCAACAAUUGUGCAGUCAGUUGUCCUGUAGUGUUUCAUUCCCUUCUUUGCAAUUCUUAAAAAAAAAAAAAAAGUUUAACUUACUAAACUAUUGUGGUUCCAAUUCACCUCUAUCAAAACAAAUAAGAAAGCAAAACUACCAAAUGUCUAAGCUAACUGGGAUCCUUUCUAUCCCCAGCAAUGUGUUGAAAUAGGGUGUGGUAUGGAUGAUCUUAGGGCAGCAUUCACUUAUGCAAGGACUUUUGCUUGCCUCCCUAUUGCCCCCUGUAUCCCCCCUAUAUUGGCUUGGGGGGUGGGGUUGGAAGAAUCCUAAUAACAGUGCAAGGGGGAGCAGUGGUGUAGCUAGCCGCUCGGGUGCCUGGUGCGGGGGCGUGUCCUGCAGUUGGGGGCAGGGCGAGCCUCUCCAACGCUUGGAGCCUCUCUGCCACCUCCCCUUCAGUUGUAGGGCAGCUGAGGGAGAGGCAGUAGGCAGACACAAGUCCCACACCGCCGUUUCAGGCAGCGCGGAACCUGCAGGAGCCUAAGCCACCAUGUCACUCCUAAAAAGUUUUGUGAGCCCAAUUUUUUAAAUGGGGAGUGGGUAUUGUUAUGAUUGGCAAACUGGAAUGCUUGUGCAGAUGGAACAACAGGAAGAACACAAUGUUGAAUUUCUGCCCUUAGCAGUUUCCCUGUAUUGUAAAUUCAGUUUUUAUGAACUUGCACCACUUCAAAGACACCAGAAUAGAGUCCCCUCUGAUUUUGUACAUUUUUUUUACCUAUACAUUUAUCUUUGUACCAAAAACAUCAUCACGAGAGGGAUGAAGGGGUCCUUUGGACCCCAGAAUUAAAUUUUGCUGUAGGGAAUUAAUUAUAAAUUAAUUAAUUGUCUUCAUCUUGGUGCAGGAGCAAUGCUGUAGUUGUAAAACUUGAAGCAAAGGAGCUCAUCAUGGCUCAAUAGUUGAGGACAUGUUUUGCAUGCAAAAUGUCCCAGGUUCAAUCUCUGGCAUCUCUAGUUUGGGCUGGCGGAGACCAGUGCCUGGGGCACCAGACAGCUCCUGCCAAUCUGGGUGGACGACACUGAGCUAAGUAGGGACCAACGCUCCUAUGUCCUUUUCAGCACCCCCUCCUUAGCCACAUCCCCAAGGAGAGUCUUAAGAACACAGGCAGCUGUACUGUUCCACUAUACAGUGGUACCUCGGGUUACAUACGCUUCAGGUUACAUACGCUUCAGGUUACACACACUUCAGGUUACAGACUCCGCUAACCCAGAAAUAGUACCUCAGGUUAAGAACUUUGCUUCAGGAUGAGAACAGAAAUCGUGCAGUGGCGGCGCGGCAGCAGCAGGAGGCCCCAUUAGCUAAAGUGGUGCUUCAGGUUAAGAACAGUUUCAGGUUAAGAACGGACCUCCGGAAUGAAUUAAGUACUUAACCCGAGGUACCACUGUAAUAUAUAAAUACAUAUACAGUGGUACCUCGGGUUACAGACGCUUCAGGUUACAGACUCCACUAACCCAGAACUUUGCUUCAGGAUGAAAACAGAAAUCUUGCGGCGGCAGCAGGAGGCCCCAUUAGCUAAAGCGGUACCUCAGGUUAAGAACAGUUUCAGGUUGAGAACGGACCUCCAGAACGAAUUAACCAGUGUACUCACAAGCGGAUACACCCAUAUACCAAAGAACAGCAGUACAUAGCCUUAAUAUCCAUUUUUUAUUUGUAAUUUUCUUUUAAAAACAAAGACUCAGUUAGACUACUGGAAUACUUCAGAUAUUUAUUCUGAGCUCAGUUUUUCAUCUAAGCAUUUUUUUGCUUCUGUUUUUUCUCCCAUUAACAUUAUGGGGUCCAAUGUGCCCCAGUAGCUUUUGGAAUGUGAUAUGCCAAUACAUCCCCCCCUCCCCUGUUAAGCUGAGAUCAUUUAAAAAAAUCAUAGCUUUUAUUUCCAGCCAGAACUUUAAAGGGACUCAGGGAACUCCAAUCGCAGAUCAACACUGUUAAAAAUAAUGGGGGAUAAACUGAUGGAGGAGCCUGUAUUCAAGAGAAACCUCUGAAUCUCCCUCUGGGGGCGCUCUCCUGAAGACCGUAAAUGGAAUAUGAUCCCUCUGGGUAUCAGCUGCUGUUGACAAAGAGCAAUAUCUAUCUGCACUAUGUCCUGCUUAUGAGUUUUCUGUAAGCUGGACUAUUAUGAAUCUGUAGCCUGAUAUUUAGUAGAGCAAUUAUUAUGUUCUUAAUGGUUCCAAACAAGGAACCGUUUGUUGCCCUUGCAUGGUAUAGGGAGCCAGGGUUUGCUAUUGGAUAAUAUUUUAGAUCUUGAUUAAAAAAAUAAAAUAAUCUAUGGCGGCUUGGAGUAAGGCCAUUACAGGUUAACUACUUUAAAAGUUAAAACAAAUUAAGUUUGCUUGCAUUGCAGAUAAUGCAUUUGAAGAAGGGAAAUUUUGGUGGGAUAUCAGCGUAGAGCAGAAUAGUUAAAAACCCCGAGAUGUCCUGAAAAAUGGACUGGUAAGGGCCUCUAUAAUUAUUAUAUUUACAUUUCCUAUACUUAAUUGUGGUGUCCUUUGGGUUACGGUAAUUUGUGUUGGGACUACUCCAGGAUACAUUUCAACUGAUUCAUGUCAAAAGUAGCCUGUUUAUUUACACUAUACACACCCUUCACUUCCGUAAAUGCUGACUCAUGGCCUAGCUGUAGUGGAGCGCUGAGCACUUUGCAAAGUGGUUCUUUAUUUAUUUUUGCUUUUGCCACGUUGAAUAUGGGCACCGCUUGCCUGCCAGAAAGGUAUCUGUUGGCCUUGAGCUCUUCUCUGUCAUUGCAAGCCACGCCCAAUGUUGUUACAACAGGCCAUGAUGACAUGCUUGCUCUGAAACGCAUACUUUCCCAUGCCAACUCUUGGUUUAUUCUGCUAUUUUCUGCGGUUUGCUCCUUCACUAUUUUGCACAAUAAACAUCGCAUAGAUUUGAGUGAUGAUGCAUGUUUGUUUUAUUUGAAGCUUUUUUUGCUUUAAUGAAUCAGCUAGUAUUUUGGAGACUUUAGAGAAAGACAAGAGCAUAUUUGUUCUUAAGAAUUUUGUUGAAUUAUGUAUGACUUCAGAAUUAGUCAUGAUUUAGAGUGGAAUGUCAAGAUGUAGGAACAGGAAGUCAAGCUUACUAAACAUUGAAAUAAAACACUAAAGCACAAAGUGUUUUAAAAUGUAUAUAGUUUGGAUUGUAUAGGUUCUUUCUUGAGAACAGGAUUAAUUUUGAUGUUGGGAUACACUUUCUCAAAGUAUUUGUUCAAGUGCUGGCACUUAAAAGCUGUUCCAACUGUUGAUGAUACUUGUAUUUGUAUGACGGGAGACAAGGUGGGGACAUAUGCAGCAGAUGGAUAAACUCAGGCUAGUGGAAGAGUUAUCAAAAACACAAAACUUUUCAACCUGUUCCCAUGAACACAAAUUAAUGGACGUAGGGCUUGUAGCCUGGAAAAAGCUACACACUGACUAAUAGUCAAUAUGGUUCAGUUUAUGUACAUCCUGUACCAGCAGCACUCUCAUCACUACAGAAUACUGAAACGCAGCUGAAGGCUAGAACAGGCAGUUGCAGGAUGUCUUAGCACCCUGCUGAAAAAGAGAAACAAGGAAAUGGAAGACACUCCAAGGAACUGGAAAACAAGUAUGGAGUCAACAUAAAUCCCAAUUAGGGUGCCGUGUCUUCCUUCAAGCCCUUCACAGCAGGCACCAGAACUCUAAAGGACGCACAUACAGUAACCUAGUGUGGAACAAACCAGUGCAAUAUUCAUUUGGCCAUAGGUCAGAGAAACCCGUAAUACAUAGUAAUCUGCUUUGAGACAUUAUGGAAUUGCCUUUCUAGGAAUGCUUUGAGGAAACACUGGGCAUGCAUUUGCUGCGAAUGAUUUAGGUAUGAGAAACCCAGGACUUACAAAGCACAUCACUACUAGCAUAUAGUUGGUUUAUCUGCGGCUAACUACGAUUAGACAAGCACUGAAUAAUUUAUUUUAAAAUUUGAUAAGGUGCAUGUGUGUUAGUUUCCUCAAUCAUGUUUAUUUGAGUUUAAUGUAAGCUUAGUUGUUUUUCUUUGCACAUAAUGUACCGGUAUUCAGUUUUAUAUUGUUUUAUCCCAUGAGCCACUCUGCUGAAACAUGCAUAGUAAAGUUUCUUGUAAAAUCAAAUAAUGCUUACAAGAGGUUUCUUUUAUGCACGGAAUGGCGCAGGAAUAGAUAUUUUUCUGAAACCUAUAUUACAUUUUUAUAACAAAGGAUCUGCCUUUUUCUUCAAACUUUGUCCAUUAGUGUUAUGCUGCAUAUUAAUACAGGUGAAACUCAAAAAAUUAGAAUAUUGUAGAAAAGUUCAUUUAUUUCAGUAAUUCAACUUAAAAGGUGAAACUAAUAUAUGAGAUAGACUCAUGACAUGCAAAGCGAGAUAUGUCAAGCCUUUAUUUGUUAUAAUUGUGAUGUUUAUCACGUACAGCUGAUGAAAACCCUAAAUUAACAAUCUCAGAAAAUUAGAAUAUUAAAUGAAAUCAGCAAAACAAGGACUGCAAAUAGAUCAAUAUUGGACCUCUGAGAAGUAGAAGCAUGCACAUGUACUCAGUACUUGGUUUGGGCCCCUUUUGCAUCAAUUACUGCCUCAAUGCGGCAUGGCAUGAAUGCUAUCAGCCUGUGGCACUGCUGAGGUGUUUUGGAAGACCAGGAAGUUUCAAUAGCAGCCUUCAGCUCUUCUGCAUUGCUUGGUCUCAUGUCUCUCAUCUUUCUCUUGGCAAUGCCAAGAGUUCAGGGUUCAGGUCAGGCGGGUUUGCUGGCCAAUCAAGCACAGAAAUCCCAUGUCCAUUGAACCAGGUUUUGGUACUUUUGGCAGUGUGGGCAGGUGACAAAAGUCCUACUGGAAAAUGAAAUCAGCAUCCCCAUAAAGCUUGUCUGCGGAAGGAAGCAUGAAGUGCUCCAAAAUCUCCUGGUAGACAGCUACGUUGACCCUGGAAUUAAUGAAGCACAGUGGACCAACACUAGCUGAUGACAUGGCUCCCCAAAUCUUUUUUCUGAUGAGAGCAGCUUUUGCAUCUCAUUUGGAAACCAAGGACCCAGAGUCUGCAGGAAGAAUGGGGAGGCACACAAUGCCAGAUGCUUGAAGUCUAAUGUGAAGUUUCCACAGUCUGUGUUGAUUUGGGGAGCCAUGUCAUCAGCUGGUGUUAGUCCAUUAAGUUAAUUUGAAACUUUCACAGUUUAUUUUAACUAUCUGGAACACCUUUCCCCAAGGAAACAUGUGGAAAAAUUCCUUAGUAAUUCUUAUUUCAAAUUAAAACAAAUGUUGUUGUUGUUUUCACGGAGUUAGUGUAUAAUUAUAGUGGCAAAAUGCUGAACAACUCAGUCAAUCUGAUUAAUUCUUUGCCAGAGACCUACAAAAUUUAGGUUGGAAGUAUGGAUGAUAUCCAACUAAGUUGUACUCAGAGUAGACCCACUGAAACCAAUGGCCUUAAGGUCAUUGGUUUCAGUGGGUCUACUGUGGGUAUGAUUAAUGCAGGAUAUCACUUUAUACUGCUAAGUGUAGAAAACUUCAAUUCUUUCUCUCAGUUGUACAGCAAUAUGUCUUUUGUGGGUUGCAUUCCCCCAUAAAGUAAUCAAGCAGCCCAUGUGUUUGUAGAAGCACAAAUACCCAGAUGAAAUCUAUGCAAGGAGGGCCUGCCACAUCUUGAUAAAUUCUGGGGAAUGUUGCGUAAAUGAAACAAUCUUAGAAAUGAUGGAGCAACUCCUGCUUGACCAAAGCACUGUGUGUACAUUAGAACCCCAUAGAGCUUUGGAUCAUGGCCGAGGUGCCACGUAUUAUUAGUGCAAAAAUGGAAAACAGAUAAGGUACCAACAAAGGAAGAAUGGCAUGUUAAACUGUUGGAAUAUGCAGAGCUAGCAGGGGUGACCAUUAGAAUAAUAAAUCAAAAUGAUGAAAGAUAUAAGGAGGACUGGAUAUUGUUUAUUGAAUAUAUGAAAAGUAUUAUAAGCAAACAAUUUACCUAGCAGGAUGGUAAGAUUUUCAGCAGUGUAAAAAAUAGCUAACGUUUAUAAAAGUGGUUGUGAUAGGGUGAAUCAAGAGAGCUAGCAUGAUGUGUAGUGGCUGGAGUGUUGAACUAAGAAUGGGGAGAUGCAGGUUCAAAUAUUCAUUCAGCCAUGAAGCUUACUGGAUCACCUUGGGCCAGUCUCUAUCUCACAGCCUAGCCUUCCUCUCAUAUAGAAGGUGUUAAGUUGUGGGUGAACAUAUCAGACGACACAGCGAUUCUUCAGACAGCUCUUGUUUAUUCACAGGCCAGAACAGAACAGAACUGAAGGGUUCAGCCAGCCUGCUUAUAUAGAGGUCCACUACAAUGCAACAGUAAUAACUUUCUGUAACUAUCCAAUCACUGAACGUCACUUUCAAUUCCUAAUUUGCAUAUGUGGACCUGAGUGAAAACUAUCUACAGUAUCCCUCUGCCGGCCCAGGGUGAGAACUUCAGUACAUAACAGAGGGUUUUUGUGGGGGACCUUGUAUGCCACAUUGAACUCUGUGGCAGAAAGGUGGGAUACAAAAGCAACAUAGGAAAAAAAUAUCCUAUUGAGAAGACCAUCAGCUGUAGAACCGCUUGGUUUUCUUGUGUUCCUUUGCUCAGGAGAUCUACAUGCAUCAAGUCCCCAGAAGUGUUGUGUCGUCUUGUAUUUUGUAGUAGUAGCAGGAGUAGUAGUAGGUUUUUUUUGGGGGGGGGGCGGCUGGCUCUAGCAACUUGUUAGCAUAUUCCUAGACCUGUAACCCAUGUAAACUCAGUGUUACCUACAAUGUUUCCAAGCUCAAACAAAACUUGUAGGACUCAAGGUACUGAAUAUUUUGAACAAUUCCUUCAUGACAGAUACCUUAUGAAGAAACUAACGGUUUCUUCUGACCUAUAAAAUAUAAACAAAGCUGUAGCCUAUGCCCUUUUUCUGUCUGCAGUUGGUGUUUAAUGAGAGAUUAAACUUCAUUUAAAAAUUCAGCCAACUAGGAUUAGAUUCAUGUCCAAGCAGCCAUGUACAGGUGCCCAAGUGCUUCUGUGUGCUCAGCAGGGCUCUUUGAACUUUCCCUUCUGAAUACUGCACCUUGUUCUUCAUUGGGCCAUAUUUCAGAGUGGUCUUUGUACAGGGAGCUAUGUUGGGGAGGGAGAUUCAGGUGUGUGUGCUCCUGUUCAUGCCUGCAAGCACUGCCCAUAACAUUUUCCAUCUCCACCCCUUCUAUAGGGAAACAGUGAAUGGGUAACACAAACCCAAAGAAAGAGAACCACCAAGGCUCACUUCUUUAAUGGAAUCUAAGAUGGAUUUUAGUUUCGCAGUACUAAUAUUUGGCUUCUCGCAGUGCAGUCCUAGCCAUGUCUACUCAAGUUAAGUUCUGUUGAAUUCAAUGGGGUUUAGCCCCAGCUAAGUGGCAUGUUACACUAAACAUAGGUGUGAGCUGUCUCUAUACAGGUACAUCUGCUUGUGUGAAAGAGUAUAUACAUUUGUUGAUUUGUUCAGCUCGGCUGUCGUGUACACAGGUACACAGAUUGUACACAUGUUGAACAUUGCAUGUAAAUCAUUGUAUGAGUGUACAGCUCAAACUAUUUGUGUACACUCGUUCAAUCCCAACAGAGGGCUUUGCAGUGGCAGCCAGGAAUAUAAAACUUAAAAUGCUUACACAGGACUUUUCCCUUUACAUGCUUUAACAACCCUUGGGUUGAGCUUCCCGUGACAUCAGGGAUGUUUCUAUACUUGAAAAGUACAGCCUACGCUGUGUAAUAUUUCUAGCACUGAUGGAUAGACUUGUAAAAAUGUGUUGCCCCAUUUAGCCUGUUUACUGUCAGUAUAGCAAGCCACCUUCUGGUGAGAAAAACCGUUGGGAGGAGAGUCCAGAAGAGGUGGGGAGAAUAGAAGCUUCAAAGUCUAUUCAAAGUAUAGAUUUGUCAGUGAGGAAGGAGUGUAAUAAAUAUUACUGGGGGAACAACUAAGCCAGGGGUCAGCAAACUUUUUCAGCAGGGGGCUGGUCCACUGUCCCUCAGACCUUGUGGGGGGCCGGACUAUAUUUUGAAAAGAAAAAAAAUGAAUGAAUUCCUAUGCCCCACAAAUAACCCAGAGAUGCAUUUUAAAUAAAAGGACACAUUCUACUCAUGUGAAAACACGCUGAUUCCCAGACCAUCCGCAGACCGGAUUGAGAAGGUGAUUGGGCCAGAUCCGGCCCCCAGGCCUUAGUUUGCCUACCCAUGAACUAAGCAGUCGUAUACAAGUAGCAAUUACUGGUUUCUGUUUCAUCCUGAUCACAUCUAAGUUUUCCAUGUUUAAAGAAGGGGUAGCCAUCUCAAGUUUUAUGUAAGUCAGCAAAAUAAUUAUCUCUCUGCCACACGGACAUGAGAAGAAUACAGCAAGAUUCAUAUGGAAAGAAUAAAGAUACAGGCUGGCUUUGAACCUGGAACCGAAUGCUGUGCCAAUAUGCCACAGAUGCUCACCACAUGAGCGGGGCAGGAAGCAAGAUGAGCCUGUGCACAUUUUUAUUUCCAUCCCAUGAUAGAUUUUUGGAACCAGUAUAGAUUUAUGGGCUUUUUGGUUACCCUUUGAAACAUCUGAACAGGUUGGAUUUUAAAAGCCUUAAUGAGGAGGAACUAGCAACAUUUCCUUCCUGCUGAAGGCAGUUUCCCCAGUCUAGGAAGAAUAAUCUGUGUGCAGACUCAAGCUUUUAUGUGAGGCUUGCAUUGCUUGAGGAGACCUGGAAUAGCAAAGAUGCAUAGAGUAAAAAAAGGAGCAAACCCUACAUUCAGCAUCCUAUAGGGUGGUAUGUAGGGCAAUUCUUGCAGGGCUGGGCUUGCAUUCACAUCUCCUAAGGGAUGACUUGUUAAGUGUGUAAUUAGUUUUGUUAAAUUAAGUGGUAUAACAUUUUUAUAAAUAAAAGUACUGGUGUAGUAAACUUCAGUAGCAAAAAUGAACUGCUAGGAUGCUGUAGAACCAGGACUCACACGGACUCCUCUACCACCACCUCCGGGCCAACAGGGAUCUGGUAUGGUCAACGUUAACAAGGCUGGCCUGGGGUGCAUUGUUGGAGGUGAUAGUGCAACAAAUAUAGCUAUUGAAGCUAUCAAAAUCUUGACUGAAACUAUCUGGAGGCAGAAGAAUUCAAAAGGUGGUAGGGGAGAAGAAAAACUAAAAGGAAGAUAGCGUGUAGGGGAGAAAUGCAUAACAUUUUGAAAUAUUAGUGAGCAAAUUUCAAGCAUGCCUAUGAGAUUAAGGGAGAGGAGAAAUGUUAUAGCUAAGAGGAAAGUUGAAUAGGGCAAGUUUAAACUGUCAGAAAAUAUAAGAACAUUUGACAGGUACUUUAAUUGUCUUUAAAAGCAGCUCUUCACAUUUUGGAACAUCGCAGCUUUGGCUAUGGCAGGCACCUCAAAAGUCAUCCAGUACCUCUUUAUAUAUUAAGUCAAAACUUAAGUUACCCCUAACAUUGAUGUAUAUGGUCACAUUCUACUAAUGUAAAAACACGCUGAUUCCUGGACCAUCCGUGGUGAUUGGGUCGGAUCUGGCCCCCAGGCCUUAGUUUGCCUGCCCAUGGUUUAAUCUCUGCACUAGCUUUUUAAGGACAUAGCAUGGGAUUUUUAAGAUUUAAGCCUCAUACCUAAUCACUCACCUUUUCACAGCAGUUUCCUUGAAAGCAUACUGUGAUGCAUACAUACAUGACUGAUAGGCUCUAAAGUGCUACAGGCAAUGCAUUUAACUUCUGCCUGGAAGAGUUCAGUUCAGCUUGAAAGUUUACUGUCUUGCUUAAUCAGUUGCUGCAACAAAAGACACAAUAUUCCAAAUGGCUCUGGAAACUUUCUGUGUUGUUGCUGGUUUUCUGAAGCCAUCUUAGAGGCUUCAGGAGUUGCAAAAAAUUCUUAAAUGUUUCCACUGGGUGGUGCUGCAGGAAUUCCUACCUUUUAACUAAUAUCUGGCUUUCCCAGAAAGACGCCUCUGAAAUAUAAUAGGAGGAAGUCCUGAUUUAGAUUAUACAGUGUCAUCAUAUUGGGGCGGGGGGGCGCAGGCAUGAGGAUGCACUGACUGGGAAAUGAUGCAGUUCUGGCUAUGGAAAACAGGAUCAUCAAAUAUUGUGUCAGUUACCAGAGAGAGAGAGAGAGAGAGAGAGAGGAAAAUUUGCUAAAGCUCAGUGAAAUCUAUCUUAAAACCUACAAGAGAAUUACCGGUUUAGAUGAAAAUCUGCAUUAAUAAUACAGAGAUGUAUGUGCCUAGGACUCACUUUACUUUGUUAUAAACUUGUUUUUAAUGUGAUAUUUUAAAUUGUUGUGUCCUGGGUGGGUAGUAAAAUCAAAAUAUAGUACGGUGGUACCUCGGGUUAAGUACUUAAUUCGUUCUGGAGGUCCGUUCUUAACCUGAAACUGUUCUUAACCUGAAGCACCACUUUAGCUAAUGGGGCCUCCUGCUGCUGCCACGCCGCCGGAACAUGAUUUCUGUUCUCAUCCUGAAGCAAAGUUCUUAACCCGAGGUACUAUUUCUGGGUUAGCGGAGUCUGUAACCUGAAGCGUCUGUAACCCAAGGUACCACUGUAGUUAUAUACUGCACAUGUUACACAUUUCCUUGCAAGUCCAACUUUUAACAGUUGAAUCAUACCGCGUGGCCCCUCCUCUUGUAUUCUGUAAAGCACCAUGAACACUGAUAGUGGGAUGAAGAUGACAAUUUGAGCCCUCACCCAGCAAAACUCAGUAUCCAGUAAAGAACAAAUUCCCUGUGACCUACAAUGCUUACAUGAAAUCUCUCCUCGGAUUCACAGACUGCAGUGGCGUUACAUGGGAAAUGCCCCGUCCCCAAAUCAAAAUGGUAGCUAUUCAUUUGUAGUCAGCCAUUCAGUGUGAAAAUAAAUGUUCCCUCUAUUUACUUUCCUUUAGGGAUCUCAUUACUUACCUUAACUAUUUAUUCACUACUGCAGGCCUUUGUCUUGCAGAGGGUGAGAAGGGUGUUGAAAAUACCUGAGAAAGUAUUAUCAUAUGCCACAGUUUCCCAUUCAAAAGAAACUACAGAUCACAUUGAUCACUCCCACUUCCAUACUAUCAAAGGAAAACCUGUAUUUUGGAUAGCUGUCGGGUACAUGGGCCAGGGCUUUUAAAGAUGCAUGUACCCACAGCAAUAGUAUUUGCUGCUGCAUAAGGUGAGAAAACGCCAGAACAGGAAAGAUCCAGGAACCAGCGUGGUCUGAGCAGUCUGCAUUGUUGACUUCCUCUUGCCGCAGUAGGAAAGCCCUACCUUUUCCUGGGGAUGUGCUUUCCAUAUGCUUGUGUGAGAUUGUAUCCAACUGGGAAUAGGGGCAGCUGUCUUGUGGACAUGUCCUUAUUGUGACAUAUAGAUAUUAUGCAACUGCCACAGGAUGCAUCACGUAUAUGAAGGUGUGUGUGUAUCUGUGUGUGUGUAUCUGUGGAAAACACUCCAUGCAUCUAACAAAGUGAGAUUUUGCCCAUGAACACUUACGUAUGCUCAAUAAAUCUCUUAAUUUUUUAAGGAAUCACAAGCCUCUUUGUUAAGUUUACAUAAAGAAACUACUUUACAGAAUAAGCAUUACUCCUACUCAAGAGUAAACCUCACUGAACAUAUUGGACACAACUAAUUUAGAUCCAUUAAUUUACUUGGGUUUACUCUGAGUAUAAAUUAACACACCCCUGUAUGUUAUUCCCAUCUGUUCCAAAUUGAACAUUUUCAUACUAAAAACCUAGUGCAACUCCGUGAAGAAAAUGUGUCUUUUUUUUCAUUAUUCAUCCUCAUGUCAUUUUCCCCAUUCUCCACCCCAGCCCAAUUUCAUCUCUAAUGCAUAAAAUCUGUAAGCCAGAUCUGUAAGAUCAUUUCCUCAGUGCUGGUUUGUCCAGAUCAAUAAAUGUUAAAGGGAGUGGCAAAUGCUAUUGGAACAUCUGGGCAUAAUAUAUAUUCAAGGAGGAAAGCAAGUGUCUGAGCCAUACUUAAAACUAUGAUUCUCUACUGAGAUGCUUCAAGGAUGAGAAAUAGGAAGUGGUUGGGGAAAACCCAGCAUUUCUGCCAGAUGGGGAAAACUUAUUUACUUAGAUAAGUGAUCAAACAUUCAGCAAGGGACGUUAGGCUGAUAAUUUAUUUUGGGGAUGAGGAACCUGUGGCCUUCCAGAUGUUGUCAGACUAUAAUUCCCACCAUCCCAGGUCAUUGGCCAUUGUGGCUGAGGCUGAUGGGAAUUGGAGUCCAAUAAUAUCUGGAAGACUCCACAUUGGCAACCCCAGAUGUGAGACAAGGAAAUAUAUAUUAAUGGCACAGUUGAUUUAUUAUGUCAAGAGGAAAGGGGGAAAACAAAGUUGGAACAAAUUUAACAAAAAUUGGUAUAUGCUUUGAGUACUGCAGAAGCGGUACGAUAUUCAAAUACACAACAUUCCGCACACACCAAUUUAUAUACAGUGGAACCUUGGUUUUUGAGCGUUUCAGAAGCCAAACGUUUUGGAAGCCGAACGCCAAAAACCUGGAAUUAAUUGUUUCCCUUUUCGAAUGCACCUCAGAAGUUGAACGGCUUCUGCUGUGUGUUUUUCUUUUUUCUCUCAAUGGAUUUUGCCAACUGCCCAUUGCUCCUCAGUUUUUGAAGAUUUCGGAAUUCAAAUGGCCUUCCAGAACGGAUUACAUUCAAAAACUGAGGUUCCACUGUAGUUUUAUUGUUUAUACAUAUUUUGUCUGAAUAACAGAAAUGUAAGCAUGUAUGUUACUGAUGUUCUAAAAACAUUUUUCCUUCCUCAGGGGAUGAGCUUUUUCUAAGCUUGGCUUUUAAGUCUCGGAAACACCCGAGUACAUGGUGUUUUUGCAUAUUGAUGCUAAAAUAAAGGGGGAAGACAUGCUCCAUUCAGUUACACAUUUGUAAACUUAUUCACAUUAGGGCUCCAUGCAAAAUUUGAGUUUCGUUUGAUUAGUUUCAAGGUAGUAAAAUUAUCUGUCCCCCCCCCUUAUGUAGCCCAAAUGAGAAUGACAAACUCGGUAGAAGCUGGAUUGGCAUUUAAGGGGUUAAAAGAAACCUGCGGUGCUUUAGCAAAAUAAAGGCAGAGCUGAGAUUACAAACAAGGACAGAUGUAGAAGGCCAGGUUUCCUCUGGUCCGUUUUCCCCUGUUUCCUGCCUGCAGCCUGCAGAAAAAGAGGAAGCGAAGUGCUAGGGAGAAUGUGAAGCUAACAAUGCCCUACGUCAUUCAGCUGGGGGGGAGACAGGGGGGAAAGUUCUGCUAGACACAGUCAAGAUCGAGCAGCGAUAAAUGGAUAUUCACGCACUAAUACCCAAGAGCCUUUUAGAGCGCCUGGAAGAGAAAAAAAAGAGUGGAAAGUUGUGUCCUUGGAGAGAUGUGCACAUACAGACACACACACUCACUCAUGCACACAGACAGACAUUAGCCGUGCACUAGGUAGCUGGAGAAGUCAUAUUUCAUUUUGCCGAUGUGCAUGUAAUAAUGGCUCAUUGCAUCAAAGUUAAUUUACCUGCCCUGGGCAGAUCGGUGGUGGGAGGAGAGUGUCUCCUGCCUCCUCCUUGGAAAAGUUUUGGCUCUAGAACAGGCUUCCUCAAACUCGGCCCUCCAGAUGUUUUUGCCUACAACUCCCAUCAGCCCUAGCUAGCAGGCCCAGUGGUCAGGGAUGAUGGGAAUUGUAGUCUCAAAACAUCUGGAGGGCCGAGGUUGAGGAAGCCUGCUCUAGAAAGAGAUGCCCGGGAGCAUGCUGGGAAUGUGUCUUCCUCACAUGGCUAGGAUGGGGAAAGCUCCCUCACCCAAGGCAUGAGCGCUGGGACCUCUCCUUGGGAGAAGGAAUUCCUCAGCCCAGGUCUGUGGCAGCUGGAGGGAGGGAUGCUACAGAGGCACGUGGAGCCUAUUCCAGAGAAGCUCAGUUGAGAAACUGCUGAAUUGGGCUUUGCUCUGAGAAAACGAGUACAAGAAUCACUGUAGUAAAUCAGUGAAAGCAGGUCUAAUAUAAGCCAGGGAUGGGGAAACUUUUCCAGUCCAAAGGCCACUACCCCUCGUGGGAAACCGUUUUGGGGGACAAUGUGCUAGUAGUAUGCAGGCCCAAAGAUCUCCCCCCACCUCAUGUGAAAUUAGGGCAAGCAAUGAAACAUUCUAGCCACAAGUGUGAACAAAUCUGCAUAAACUUAAUGAAUCCUCUCAUACCUGGCGCAUGUUAGCACCUCUAAUUUGGCCAUUUAUUGCCCCUUGAGAGUGAUGGGUUCCCUCCAGGAGACAUGUUCCACUUUAAUUUUUAAAAAUGCAACCCCCCCUUUGCAUUUCCUGAAGAAUCCAAGCUCAACCCUUGCUGGGAGCAAAAGUUACCCAUUAAAUCAUGCGAUCUAAUUGGUUAAGGUGCCUGUGUGGCGGGAAGCCUAAUCGCCAUGACUCAUAGCAGCUCAUACCUGUGCCCUUUUAUAUUUAAUGUCACCUGUGUCAGGGAAGACUUUGGUCUUCAAAAUUUGCAACCUGUGCCAAGGCCAACCCCCCCCUCUUCUGUUCUGCUCAAUUCACCAUGUCAUAGUUGUGGCAUCCCCAGGCUUGGUGCCCAGUGCAGUGGAACUGGUCACGCUGCCCUAAAUCUGUGUCUUACCUCUGCCCAUCCAGGACAUUAACAAGAUAACUUUGCAAACAUAGGAACUUAAACCACUGUGGGGCUACCUUUGAGGGUGACCCGGAAACUACAACUAAUCCAGAAUGCGGCAGCUAGACUGGUGUUUCGGAGUGGCCUCCGGGACCAUAUAACACCGGUCCUGAGAGAUCUACAUUGGCUCCCAGUACAUUUCCGAGCACAAUUCAAAGUGUUGGUGCUGACCUUUAAAGCCCUAAAUGACCUCGGUCCUGUAUACCUGAAGGAGCAUCUUUGCAGUGCCGAGGGCCUUCUGGCCUUCACUGUGAGAAGUGAGGUUACAGGGAACCAGACAGAGGGCCUUCUUGGUAGUGGCGCCUACCCUGUGGAACACCCUCCCUUCAAAUGUGAAGGAAAUAAGCAGCUAUCCUAUCUUUAAAAGACAUCUGAAGGCAGCCCUGUUCAGGGAAGUUUUUAAUAUUUAAUGCUGUAUUGUUUUUAACACUCAAUUGGGAGCCGCCUAGAGUGGCUGGGGAAACUCAGCCAGAUGGACGGGGUAAUAAUAAUAAUAAUAAUAAUAAUAAUAAUAAUAAUAAUAAUUGCUGGCGCCCAUCUAUUUCACAGCCUUUUCAGAUACUAUGUUCUGACAAAUGGACCUUGCAUUUUCUCUUCAAUUUCAUUUAUUCAUCCCCGCCCCUUGCAUUUAUAACCUGGCUUGCUUCCAGGAUGAUGCCCAUACAUGCUACUUCCAGAGGGUCACCAUCCAGUCACUGACAAGACCCAGACUUGCUUACCUUCAGUCAGGUGGUAGCCUCAUGUACCAUCAGGCUAUAUCCUGGGACUUCUAGAAGUGUGUGUAGAUUUCUGCUGUGCUACAGCCAUUUAUUGUAUCAUUGGUUUAUUUGAUGACAGGAUUUUAAGCUGUUCUGUAGAACCUUCAUGAUUGGAGAAUAGGACAGAAUGAUACGGAAUCAGAAUAAAUAUCUGGAUAACCUACCAUCACUAGGGAAUCAGUUGUCCUUGUUUACAUGCAGUUUAGGAGGACCGCAGAAAUCUCUGCAGAGCAGCUUUAAAGUGGCACAUUUUCAGGUGCCGUGCAGGGAUUGGUGAAUCAUUUCAUGGUAUUGAGGCAAGCUUGUAGCUAAGAGGUUGAGCAGGGAGGAGCAAUUUAUAUGCCCUCCCCUUAAUAUAACAGAUUAGAAGUAUAAACCAUUAACCAUGAAACAAUAAUAUUAGCUACAAGUGGAUCCAGCAACAAAAUGUUGCAGGAAGAAACGUUCCUGCUCAGUCAACCGCCCUGGCCCUCCUCUACAAUAUUUCAGACCGAUUUCCAGUUUGGCGGUUGUAUUUUGGGAGUUUCCCCAUGGUGGGCUGAAAUUAAAAAGCUUGAUAAAAACCUGGAAAGGGUAGCAAUUCUGUAAUGAUGGCUUCCUGGUUCAUGGCAGUUGUAGUUGGUCAUUAUAUCUGAACUGGUCAGACUAUAGUUACCUCUUCCUUUUGCUUCCAAGCCAGAGAGGCAUUGUGUGAGUCCCCAUCUUCCCCCUCACCCAGAUGUAUUCCAGAGUGUUGUAGGGACCUCAGAGCAAGUUUGGGGCAUGUGGGUGGAGAGUUCAAUUGAGUGAGCAGAAGUCAUUCUACUUGUGGAAUGACUCCUUUGGAUGCUGCUCCACAACUGGAAAGCCAGUUUGAAGCACCUAUUCCAAUUCUUGUUUGGAGAAAACAAUGCGUUAAAGCAGGGAUGGGAGAGACCUGGCGCCCUACAGAUGUUCGAUGACAGCUUCCAUAAGCUGACUGGGGCUGGUAGGAUGGAAGCCCACAGAUCCCCCUUCGUUGUGACAAGGCCAUUUUACUUUUAUGUAUUCCCUAACCAAAAUCUAUGGCUGUGCACAGACUAACCUGUCUGUAGCACAAAAAGGUUGUGUUUCCCCCUCGAUCCAGAAUUGUUUGUGCGCAUCCUCAAUAUGCUGCUUUCCAUCUGGAUUGAUUCUAGAUACAAGGGUGGGUGUGGUUACUUGAUAAGCCUUUGAAAACCCUUCUCUAGAUUCAGCUAUCCAUACCUUUUAUUCCCUGUACAUGCCCCAGGGGAAUGAAGAAGGAAAUGGUGAUUGUGAUCUUUGCUUAUAUACCCACCCCCACUGCAUGGACCUCCAACAUCUGUUUACUUCCAUUUUCAAAUGGACGCACCAUUUGAAUCAAUCCGCAAUAAGGUUUUGUUUUUGCAAUGAAACCAGUUUCUCAAUAAGCGCUUUUCAGAGACAAAAAUAUGCAAUAGAUCCAUAUUGUUUGUGGACUACAGAAAAAAAAUACUUGGUCUCCAUUGAUUCUUCGAUAAAAUGUUGCAUGUAUGUAGCCUAUGAUUGCUUCAUGCAUGCUUGAAAAUUAAUAUGUGAACGUAAUAACAUAAGAUGGUUAACAAGAAUCAUAUGGGCAAAGUGCAUUUUCAAAUAGUACUUUUUUUAAAGUGACAGGGAUUUUUCUUUGAAAGGAUCUACCAGCAAAAUGCUAAAUGGAUGCAUUUAUAUAAUUAUCCUGAUUUUAUAUUGCACCAAAAAAGGACUUAUCUGGAAACACUUUAAGAUGUGCAUAAAAACACUGUGUGACAUAAUGAGUGCCUGGGCUUUACAAGUGCCAAAAUAUACAUAUAGUUAAGCCUAAAAAUACAUUUUACAUAAACUUAUAUGGGUUUCCUCAUAAGUCUGGAAUGACUCCCCAUGAACCUGUGCCCCGUCCCACACUGCAGUAAUAAGUGUUGCAUAGAUGGGAAUUAGAGAAUAGACAUUCUUGCUUCUUAGAGGGAAAUAUUUAAAGCGUUUUUUUAAAAAAAGGAAUGCUAGUGAAACAAGUGUGGGUAGGUGAGACAGAUAGACAAACAAACAAACAAACAAACAAACAGAGUAUGAAGUGUUAAAUCUGUGGUGUGCAUAAGGCAGAAACGAACCACCCUGCUAUUUUGCAUGGAAAGUCAUGUAGCCACUCUCACUAGUUAUCCAGAUUAUGUUCUGCCAUAAUGAGAUAAUAGUUGCUCAUAUUGAUUACCGUAAGUGGUAGAGAGUUUGCAUGCCUGCCUGUAGUGAACUACCAUACUUUAGAGUUGAGGAAUUGAGAACGGGACAAUUCCAAGCUGAGGUCCUCAUAGCCUUUUUUCUCAUAUUGGUGAAAUUGGAAUAGUAGCAACCUAUCUCAGAGGAGUCUUUGAUUCAUAUCUUGUGAUGUGGGAAUAUUAUGUACCCCAUGUCUUCCACAAGGCUGUUGCUGUGUGUGCAUGCACCUCAGGUAAAUAAACCUGUGUCUGUACGUGAGUUUGCAUAAUGCCGUUACAAAAUUUCUCAAAAGAAUUAAAAUGUUUAAUAACAUAGAAUGUGUUUUUCUAGAAAAGAAAAAGGGGUUUUAAAAAUUCUGCUUAUAAGGCUGCACUAAAGCCUGAUAGGUUUGCAAACAGAAUCCUGUGGGAUGAUUCCUUGUCCACAGCUUCAUCUGGGACUUUGCAAGGAAGCGUUUGAAAUUAUUCAGUGCCAAUGUGGAAGAGUUACAGGAAGACUCAGAAGUUGUGUGCCACCUAGUGGCAGAUACAGAAAAUGUGCACAUAAGGCUGCUUUUUAUAAAAAUAAAUACAGUGGUACCUCGGGUUAAGUAUUUAAUUUGUUCCGGAGGUCCGUUCUUAACCUGAAACUGUUCUUAACCUGAAGCACCACUUUAGCUAAUGGGGCCUCCCGCUGCCGCAGCGCGAUUUCUGUUAUUUCUGGGUUAGCGGAUUUCUGUUAUUUCUGUAACCUGAAGCGUAUGUAACCCAAGGUACCACUGUACUGUAUUUCAAAAUCUACAACAGGGCAACACCUUUAUUGGGACCAGAGAAAAUGUCACAAAAGUGUGGCAAGCUUCCAGCUUCUCUUGAACAACCUUCCUCAGGUAUUGUACACAAAGCAGAGGGAAGCAGGGAAGUUUAAAAAUUAGGCUUAAGUAGUAGGCAUGGUUAGUUUGUAGACCAGUUCCAAGGCAGAGAUUGUAGAUUUACAGAUAUUCUGAAAUCACAUUAUUUAGAAUGAUCUUAUAUUUUAGACUGACUGGAAGAAGUACGAAUAUGUCUCCCUUUGAAUAUUACCUUGCUUAUAUAUUGCUUUAACUAUCUUACUAAUAGAAUGACAGAAAUAUAUUGCUUUAACUGUCUUACUAAUUUACUUUUUCCUUGUUGUAUAAACAAUAGAUGCUAAUUCUUUGUAGAUCUUUGACGUUUGCACAGAUACGGGUUUUAUUUAUUUAAAUGAGCUUUCCUGCUACGUUGAAAUGUUCUCAAAAUGGAUCACAAAAUAAAUAACUUCAAAUAAUAAAAUAUGAAAACACCAAGCAAUUGUGACCUUAUAGACCUUCCCCGUUCAACUUGAGGAAGGUUGGGGGUUGAGAAGAGGGUGGUACGUGUAAGGAUAUUGGGGGCAGGGUUUUUCGUGUGCCCCCUUUCCACUCUUAAUUGAAGCAUAUAAUGUUAUCCAGAAUUUCAGUACAAGAUUGGUUGCGCACAGUAUAGGCAUCUACUGGUCUCAUCACUAUUAAGUAAUAUUUGUACAAAUUACUCUGGUUGAUAUAUUGAACACAGCUGGUCAGAUGUUUGAAUCAAGACAUUCACAUGGUUUGUCACUUUAAAGUUUAAAAUCAACUAUGGUUUAAUUUGAACAUGUUCUUUGCUCCUCUCUCGCUCCUUCCUGCAGGGGAAUAAACAAACCAGAGCCUGGCACUUGUAGUUGGUUGCUGCAAAAGAAAUAGUGACUAGUAAGGCAACAACAACUAUGUUGCUUUACUGUGCCUGUGGUUUGUUACAAGGAAACAAACCAUGAGCGCUGGUUCAUCACAAAAAGCUAGCAUCUUGAUUGUAUCCUCCAGGCGGAAGAGAGAUAGGAGCCAAACACCUGCAUUUUAGCAGCAUCUACCAGCUUGUUCACAUUAAACCAUAAUUUAUUUUAAACUAGGGUUUAAAAUGAUGUACAAAUAGGGGCAUCGUUUCAUUCUGUUAGCAAAAAAUAUAUGUAUGAAAUGGGAUUAUCUAGCUGUCUUCUGCCAUCACAAGUCCAAAUUGCACUGAAAUAAACAGAAUGGCUUUUAUGCCAUUGUGUUUUACAAUUGCAAUGCUGUUUUUGAAGCAAGGAGCAAGAAUUUGAAAGACUAAACUAUAGCGGGUCCCCCUCCCUGCUUGAGUUUACUAGGUGGGUGGAAUCAGUAAUCUGGAUAGGAGAAGCAGAGAGAAAAAGCACCACAUGCAACAAAGAAGCAAGAGAGAAAUGGUUUCUUAAGUGUCUUGACUUUACCAAAGCACAACAUGGUUCCGGCUAGGUCAAGCCAUUCCACCCGUCUACAAAAUGAAAGCAAGCGAAUACAUAUAAAUAAAACCUUAGCAAUCUUUUCAGUGCAAGGCAAAAACAUUUUUAUUUGGCAAUACAUUUCAGGUUGCUGUAAAUCCUAGUUUUGCUCUUAUUUGCUGUCUUCCUGUUAUCGUUUGAUAUUGUAAUACGAGGUCUAGUUGUAUACCAGCCUGGAAUCCAAAUCGGAUGAAGGGUAGUGUGUACAUGUUUUAAAUAAAUAAAAUAUUAUAAGAAGUUAUAACAAGGUGCAGCAUCAAUGUACUGAAGAUCCUAAGUUAAACUAUAAUAUUGCAUAAUUCUUUAUCGUUUUAAAAAAUAAAAAUAACAAUCAAAAAGAGUUAUUUUCCUAUCACGGUUCAAACUGUUUGCUUAGACUUGAGAAAUGCCUUAAGUCUUAGCACUGAGAUGAUGGGCAUGUGUAUCUCUCUGCCCAGGUGUGAAGGGUGUCGUCCCAAAAAUGUAAUAGCAAAAAGGAAGAGAGGCUAUGAAAAAGAAAUAUUACAACAAUAUCCAGCUCAGAACUGAGCGAACAUAAGCCCAGCAUUUUCUAAACAAAGUAAACUGUGAGAAGUUCUGGAAACAAUCUGUGGCCUUUUCACUUUUAUGUGUACAGGGUGUAUUCAGACAUGUAUUUGUCCCAGGAAAGCUGUACUCUGUCCAUGUAUAGGUGUGUUGACACCGGUCCAUUUUUACAAGAACAUCACUGUAACUUUGAUGUUCUCGAUCGCCAUAGUAUAUUUUGCUUCCACUAUCAACUUUAUACAAAAGCAACAGCAGGAAAAUGAAAACCCCAGAAUUACAAUAGUAUUCUGAACACAGUCAGGACAGAAAUAAGAUUAGAGUUAGGCAGUCCCUUUGCGUCUACUCUUAGAGAGGGAGAGAGAGAAAGACCAUGCAAUGGCAGCCUGGAUCCCAUUGACUAUUACAGAGGUAAGAGAGAGGGGGAGAGAGAACAAUGGGCCAUUGUGCAAAAACGGUAGCUUAUUGGAAAAUCCUUGGAACAUUUGAUAUUCAGAAUAAGAUGUAUCUCAGUAUAUGCUAAAUGUGAAAAAUGAUAUUUUAAAAAGGAUGCCUCAAUCCAGCAUGGAAUAAUGCCAAAGCCCACUGAAAUCAAUGGGCUUCACUCUUUGCUGGGUUUAGGCUAGAAUAUUUCUCUCUCUCUCUGGAAUAUUAUACUACAGGAUUAGCAAAAAAUGAUAAUUUUUACAGAAUAAUUUUGCAAUAGGGUUUAAUGGGAUAUUUUAAAAUGUGUUUUCUUCAGUAUUUUAUACUUUUUUAAUUUUGUACUUUCCUGUAGCACGUAUAAUUGCGUAUAUGAUCCUACAUAAGUGUUGUGGUUGAAACUAAGAUGAGCAGGUUAGGCAAUGUUUACAUUGUCUCCCCCCUUUUUUUCUGUCCAUUGCAGGCAUGGAGAGUGCAAUCACAUUGUGGCAGUUCCUGUUGCAGUUGCUUCUCGAUCAGAAACAUGAGCACCUAAUUUGUUGGACAUCUAAUGAUGGUGAAUUUAAGCUACUUAAGGCAGAAGAAGUGGCUAAGCUGUGGGGACUCAGAAAAAACAAAACUAACAUGAAUUACGACAAACUGAGCAGAGCACUGAGAUACUACUAUGACAAGGUAAUUUUAAAAAUUCUAUUUGUACAGUGCUUAAACAAGAAAGCAAAGAGUAGUAAUAUGCUUGUUAAAGUUGGAGUGCUGCCUUUUGGCUAAAAAGAGCCCCCCCCCAGGCUGCUCACAAAAAGUUAACACAAAUAGAAAAUUCAGACAGUAAAAUACCACUUACUUACAAAGAUUUCAGCCAACCAUAUUUUAUCAAUAAUAUAUUUUAAAGUUUUAAUUUUUUAAAAAACCUAAAACCCAAACGCAUCAUUUUCCUUGCCUAAAUGCAAAAAGCAACCCCCUCAAAAUGUCAAAAACAGUGCAGCAGUAAAUUCCCCAGCAAACUGCUGUCUUUAAGUAGCCACCUAAAGGCAGGACAGCCUACAGACAGUUUAUAAGGAGGAAGCAUUGUCAAUCAGAUUGCACAUAUUAUAUUAUGUUAGGCAGUUGCCUUUAUAGAAUGUCAGACUAUUAGUCUGUUGGACCCAGAAUUGACUACUCCAACUGGCGGUGGCUCUCCAGCUUCUCAGGCUGAGGGUCUUUCUCAUCCCCUGUUACCUCAGGGCCAGAUCUUAUCUCCUCUAGCACUUGCAGGCCAAAUUUGACAGGUGGGUGGGGGCUGCCCACCUGUCAGUCACCUGAUGUCACAAUGAUGUCCGGUGAUGGAGUGCUCUGAAGUCCCCACAAGCAGCCAAUCCCAGCUGGCCUCCUGAUCAGCUGAUCAGCAGGGACAGCAAAACUUCCCUUGCCAGUGCAUAUUUACGAGUGCGCUUAAAGGCUCCCAAUUGGUCAUUGGCAGCCGUAUCGCCACCUGCCUCUCACCUGACAUCACAAGGGGCUUCAAGUAUGACACAGGUGAGCCUGGUUUGGGGAAAAUGGACUUGUGGCCUAAGUAACCACGCCAGGCCCAAGUAAACCCACAGGCUACCUGAUUUUUUUAACUUGAAAUGCCAGGAAUCAAACCUGGAGCCUCCUGCCUCGUAGAGGAGAUGCUGUUCACUGAGCUACUUUGUGAAAAUACUAACAAAUGUCACAUUUGGUUUGCUGUUUAAUGCAGAACAUCAUCAAGAAGGUGAUUGGGCAGAAGUUUGUGUACAAGUUUGUGUCAUUCCCUGACAUUUUAAAGAUGGAUCCUCAUGCUGUGGAAAUCAGCAGGGAGAGCCUUUUGCUGCAGGACAGCGACUGCAAGAUGCCUCUUGAAGGUAGAGAGCAACACAAGCAUGGCUUGGCAGCCCUGAAAGGCGCAAGCCGUAAUGAAUAUAUCCAUUCGGGGUUGUACUCCUCUUUCACCAUCAACUCCCUGCAAAACCAGCCAGAAACUCUCAAGCAGAUCAAAACAGAGAAGCUGGAGGAGAAGCUGGAGGGGCCCAGCCCUCUGGAAGAAGUCCGAACUGUUAUAAGGUUUGUGACAAACAAAUCAGACAAGCAAGUCAUGAGGCCCAUAGUGUCCCUGCCAUCAACAUCCGAGGCAGCCGCUGCUUCUGCUUUCUUAGCAUCCUCUGUCUCUGCAAAAAUAUCCUCAUUAAUGUUACCCAAUGUUGCCAGCAUCUCGUCAGCUUCGCCAUCUUCCUCCCGGUCGCCGUCUCUGUCUCCGAACUCACCCCUCCCUUCAGAACACAGAAGCAUCUUUUUGGAGUCCAGUUGCCAGGAUUCUGAUUCUCUCGAGCCACUGAACCUCUCGUCAGGAUCCAAGACAAAAUCUCCUUCUCUUCCCCCAAAGGCUAAGAAACCCAAAGGUUUGGAGAUCUCAGCACCUCCAAUGGUUCUUUCAAGCACUGACCUCGGCUCCAUUGCCCUCAACAGCCCAGCACUCCCCUCAGGAUCCCUGACUCCUGCUUUCUUCACUGCCCAGGUAAGACUUUGACAGGGGAAUCCUAUGCAUGUCUACUUAGAAGUAAGCUCUGCUGAGUGUAGUGGGACUUACUCCUGCGUGUUGAGGAUUGCCUCCUGAGUUCCUUAUAGUGAUGCCCAUGGCGUGCGCUUGGGAAAAGUGCCUUUUUCCCCCAAGGACAGAAAGAAAAAAAGCAGCUUGUAGUUUAUUAAGAAUGCAUGAGUCCUUUUUCUAUUAAAAUGUUCCUUAGAUUAAAAAUACAAUCAAGUUACUGCAUUUUUCGCUCUAUAAGACGCACCGGACCACAAGACGCACCUAGUUUUUGGAGCAGGAAAACAAGGAAAAAAAUAUUCUGAAUCUCAGAAGCCAGAACAGCAAGAGGGAUCGCUGCGCAGUGAAAGCAGCAAUCCCUCUUGCUGUUCUGGCUUCUGGGAUAGCUGUGCAGCCUGCAUUUGCUCCAUAAGACGCACACACAUUUCCCCUUACUUUUUAGGAGGGGAAAAAGUGAGUCUUAUAGAGCAAAAAAUACGGUACUUAUUUUUUAAAGCAGUUAUUACAAAUAAAACAAAUACAGCAGGAGCAAAAAUCAGGAGAGCAUCAGUCAGUAAAAUAUGUAAAAGCAGUAAUACAUCAGCAUAGGCGAAAUUGAAAGAGAGGCAGUGUGGCAUAAUGGUUAGAGUGUUGGACUAUGACCUAGGAAACCACGGUUUGAAUCCCCACUCAGCCAUGAAGCUCACUCUCUUCCCUUAACCUACCUCACAGGGUUGUUGUGAGGAUGACAUGGGGGUAGGGAGAACCAUGUACACCACCUUGAGAUCCUUGGAAGGUAAAAGUGCCAUGCAAAUGUAAUCAAUCAAUCAAUCCAUCCAUCAAACACUGGGGAAAUGAAAAGGUCUUAACCUGAAUGUCAGUAGUUAAAUAAAUAAAUAAAAUAAAAUAAAAAAACCACUGGGGAAAUGAAACCGUCCUAAUCUGAAUGACUGUAGUUCAGGCACCUCCCAAAUCUUUGUGGGAAGGGUGUUCAAAUAGGGGCACCACCACUGAGAAGACCCAGCUCAGUAAUGCUCUGCCUUCCAUGUAAAUUUCAUUCCUGUAUUAACAGCUUUCCAGGUUGGAUAACUCACCACUUCCAGCUAUCUGCUAGAAACCUCUGCACACGUUCCCCAUGACGAAUUUUGCAUAGCAUUGGGGCUUACAGGCACAUUUGCAAAGUGGAGAUGCUGUUGAGGGCACUGCACACACACACACACACACACACACACACACACACACACACACACACACACACACACACACACAAACAGAGACAGAAAGCAAGAGAGCAAUCAAAUACAUGUAAACCCACUAUUGCCCAUCUGCUCUCAGUUAGGCUUUUGCUUUUCUUCAAGCCAAAUCUUGGGUGGGUGUGUUGAUCUUGCUGGAGAGUGCAGCUGGGAAGCAAGAGAUCACACCCCUCCACAACAAUUAGGCUUGAAAAAAGCCUUCUAAGAAAGUGGACACUUUAGAUGCCAGGAAAUCUGGAUGCUUCCAUGAACAAGAGGCCAGACUGUCCAUCCCCCCCGCCCUUUUCAAAGCUAGUCAGCAAUCAUAACCUUAGAGUGGGAUAGACCGUUAGCAGCUUAAUUACAUUUUGUAGUUUGCUGGCACCGUGGCCUUUCUCAAACAAAAUAUGAAAUGACAUGUUUAGGUCAAGCUGUUUUCUUUAAUCAUAAAGUGGUUUUGCGGUAUUCAGAAUAAAAAAAGGCUGACUCCUUAAGGGCAGAAUGAGUGUCUAUGCAACUCUCUCUCCCUUUUGCAUUAAGCAUCAGAUGGGCUUUAAGUCUGGAAUCCUCUGUCACUGAAUCCCAGGCUUCAUCGGCUUACAUUAGCCAUUUGGUAACAACAGAAGGUUGGUGCUCUACACUAGCAUUGAAAGGUACACAUUGUGCUAGUGAGAACUGGGCGCUCUCUUUGUUGUCUUUGGGAGGUUGUUGAUGGAAAUCAGUUGCAGUCCUCCUCUUCCUUCACUGCCAUCUUGCAAGAGUCGUGUGUUAUUCAGUCCAGCAGCAGUUCAGAAACUGCUAUUUUAACAUGGUAACGUGAAUAUGUAUUUUAAAGCAGCAUUCUUUUAAGUAUUAAGAUAUGUACAGCCUGGCCCUUUCUGGAAAUAACUGAAGACACUUUUGUUUCGAUGACCUUUUCUGGUUUGAUGAAAAGGUGUCUCUGUCUAGUUUUAAAAAACUAACCUUAUUAAUACUCUAAAAUGUUGGACAAACUAACUCUCUGCAGGGAACACAGACACUGCACCUUAAAGCAUCCAUUCUUUAAGUGUUAAAGCACAUAAUAACCUGGCUGGGAUGUUAGUCCAUCACAUUCCAAAUCUACCUCUUUUGGGGUUAAAGCCGCUUGGCUGGGACAGAUGGGAAUUGUAGCCCAAAACAUCUGGAUGGCGCCAGAGUAGAGAAGGCUGGCUUAAAAAAUGCUUUUUGCUCAAACCUUGUAUAGAACAAUAGGAUUCCGACAUUGUGCUGAUGAGGGAGCAGAGCUUAGCCAAAAGACAUGUGGUAGAACAGUUAACACUAAGCAGCGAUCAACUCGGUCUACGAUGCUAAAAAAGGAAACCUAGUUAUUUUGGGUAUGAAAGCCUGAGACUUUGCAGUUCUUUUAAAAAUAAAUGACCUGACAGUUGCUUUCUGAGCUGUGGGCUGCUUGCAAAAGAAAUCUCAGAUUUAUUCAUUCAUGAGUCAUGCUGCUGAAAAUAGCAUUUGAAAAUCGACACAGGCCUAGCUAGGUAGAUUUGGGUUACAAACUACUAACCUGGGCGCAAGUUCCAUGGAGUUCAACAAAAUGCACCUCGGCGGAAACAAACACAAGAUUGUGCAGGAAGCUUCAGCAGGAUGGCUGGGUUGGUCUGUUGCAGCAAAAGCAUCAGUCUUCCAGCAUGUUAAAUGCCAGUUCAUAAAUUGUGGCAUAAGCUUUGAAAUGGACUCUAGUCCAUGAAAACUUGCUGUAAUAAAUGUGCCAAUAUUUAAGUCACCGUUUAACUUUUUGUAGUUGUAGCUGUAAAGUGGCAACCCUAUACACUUUCUUGGGGAGUAAGUCCCAGUGGCUAGGAGAUUUCAAAGUUGCAUUCUGUGGGGUCUUAUUCUGUCAUCCUACAGUAAAUAUACAUUUUAUGGUAAAUAUACCAUUUAUGGUAUACAAUUAUGUCCACUUCUACUCUUCUUCAAAGAUUAAAAGUGAGAACAAUGUCUGAUAUUUGUGGAAAUUUUUGUUGCCUUAGUUUGGUAACUUCCACCUCCACCUAAAUAUACAUUUGUGGAUCAUUGCAAGUACUAAUUUCUUUUGCUCCAUGUGAGCUAAUGAUGGCAAGCAAUGAGGAAGAACCAUAGUUCAGUGGUAGAACAUAUUCCUAAGGGUCCAAACUAAAUCCCUCAUCAUGUGAUAGUCAGUAUGGAGCUGUCCAGAAUAUAUGCAGCAUGGGGGGAUGGGGCGGGGGAAGCAAUGUUCAUACUUUUUUUUACCUUCUCUGUUAGAAAACAAAGUGCCUUCUCAUUCUCAGCUGGGCAGAUGUAUCAUGUGAUUGUGGCAAAACAAAACUGAGCACGAUGAGGCAGUGAAACUGCUUCCUUAUUAAGAAAAGAGGUACUUUGCUCUAGAGUGAUGUCAUAUCCUACAAGGGACACGUUCAGCAACAUUGAUUUGAAGUGUUAAUAAACAAAAUAACUUGCAGAGUAAACAAGCAGAGGAAAGGAGAGUGUUAUGCUCAAAGAUAAUAAUAAUAAUAAUAAUAAUAAUAAUAAUAAUAAUAAUAUCAGCAUAGAGAUUCUGCCAUGGCCAAAAAGCAAAAAUGAACUAAACAGUAGUGAUUUUUGUCAUGUAUUCUGGAGCAAGGGCUGACUUAGUUUAGACCUGUACAGCUUUCGUAUUCCAGUUGUUUUUUCAUGUGUUAGCACUUAAAGUGGCUAUAGAAUAUGCAGAGUACAUUGGUUUUGCUCAGUGCUUUGGACUCCCAUAGUAAAGCUAGACCCAAAGGAUUGCAAACAUAGGAAGCUGCUUUAUACCAAGUCAGGCCAGCGGUCCAUCUACAUCAAUAUUGCCUAUGGUGACUGACAUUGCCUCUCCUGGGCUUGAGAGACAAUUUUCCCCAGCCUUAGCUGGAGGCGGCUGGAAUUGAACCCAUGACCUGAUGCAUGCAGAGCAGUUGUUCUGCCGCUGAGGUAUGGCCCCUUCCCCUAAGGGGAACUGACACGAGGAGUGUCCUGCAAAUGCUUAGGUGUCCACGCAGUGUGAUAAUAGGCAGAUUCUAUGGCAGUUCAUGUGCUUUUGCUUACAUAAACACAGCUUUGGAUCGCAGAGUGAUCUCGUGUGAGACGUAGAACAGCCCUUUUGUGAGGAGAAGGGCAUAUUUGGACCCAGAUUCCUCUCUUUUUCCAUCAUUUUCUGCUCAUAGUUCCCCUUUCCAAGAAGAUGCAGAUAGAAAGAAGUUGCAUAGGGACUCACCCAGAGAAAGCACAGUACGUGCAAUGACAAUUCUUACACCAAAUCCCUGUUAAAAUGCUAAUGUUUAAAAUCCCGAGAUUCAGAAAGGAAAACAGUUUCUAAGCACAAAACAUCUCUCUGAGAAAAAGCUAUGGGACGAAGCAACGAGGAGGGCCCCCCGUAACAUUCAGCCUGGCAAUGUGAGUCAAGACAUGGCUAAGCCAAAGAGUAGAUGAACGUCGGAACACACGUCGUGUGUCUUUUGUCUUGCAGACCCCCAAUGGAUUGCUGUUGACCCCGAGUCCCUUGCUUUCUAGCAUUCAUUUCUGGAGCAGCCUCAGCCCCGUCGCUCCUUUGAGUCCUGCCAGGCUGCAAGGACCAAACACCCUGUUCCAGGUAGGUUGGAGCAAUGACUCUGCUCUCUGAGGCGGCGCUUUCUGGCCAGGUAGCCAAAGGAACCUUUUUGAGGCUGGGGGUGGAGGCAUUUCCAUUCUGAAAAGAGAGAACAUUAGAUGUGCAAAAACAAUACCUUCUCUCAGGAAAGGAGCUUCAGUAACAGGGGGAGAGACAAAGCAAUGAAGAUGCCAAAAGGCAGGAACUUUACACAUUGCACUGAGGGAGGUUUACUGCUUCUCUGGAGUCAGCCUCCUAAAGGGGCAGGCGAUUGCUAUCACUAGGGCAGCAGCAGAGGUGGCUUCGGUUGAUAAUUAUAAGCCAAGCUGAGAUAGCUCAGUUGGUAGCACAUGAGACUCUUAAUUUCAGGGUUGUGGGUUCGAGCUCCACGUUAGGCAAAAGAUUCCUGAAUUGCAGGGGUUUCGACUAGAUGAUCCUCGUGGUCCCAACUCUCAAAUAUUUUGAUUCUAAGUCCCCCCUCUGUCAUAAGUUAGUGAAAACAAACGUGCCAGACACCUUGAUGAUACCUUGAUGAAGAUGUUGACCCAGUGCGCGGCACCUGUGAAAAAGGCAAAAAUCCUUGCUAGGGAUCAUUAGGAAAGGAACUGAAAACAAAAUUGCCAAUAUCAUAAUGCCAUUAUACAAAGCUAGGAAGCAGCUGCAUUUGGAAUACACCGUGUGCUGUUCUGGUCGCCUCAACUCAGAAAGAGGUUCAGAAAAGGGCAACCAAAAUGACCAAGGAGAUAGAGCAACUCCCCUAGGAGGAAAGAUAAGAUGAGCAAAAAGGGACACAAUAGAAAUGUGUAAAAUUAUGCAUAUGGAGAUACUUUGGGACAUCCAACAAAGCGAAACGCCGGAGGAUUCAGGGCAGAUGAAAAAAAAUACUUCUUCACACUGCCCAUAGGAGGCAGUGGUGGCCACCCACUCAGAUGGCUCUGAAACAGUAGACAAAUUCAUAUAAGCAUGGUAGCUGCUGGCCAUGAUGGUUAUGUUCUGCCUCCACUGUCAGAGGUAGGAUGCUUCUGUAUACCAGUUGGCCACACAGUGCUGAACUGGGUGGGCCAUUGGCCCGAUCCGGCAGGCUUUUCUUAUGUUUUUCUGGCAGCUCUGAUGUUUCAGCCAAAAUAUGUCAAAGAGACUGUACGUCAAAACCUAUCUGUGCAUGGGAAAACAGAAAACCCCCCACAAAAGAACAUGAAGAUUUCUCAAGAGGAUUAGCAUGCCCUAUCUGAGGCUGUGUUAAGGGAAGCUGCAAGAACAGUUUAAAAUCACAAGGAUUAAAAAUGUAGAGAAAGCGCUCAUGAUCGCAGCAGGGGCAUCUUGGCUCCAUGAGUACAGUAUCAUGUGGGUCCCCCCCCCCCAAUCCCCAUUUUAAAAAGGGAGAAAUUAUACUGGGUAUGAAAAUGUUAGCACCAUCACCUGGAAUUUGGCUUCCUUGGCUGACGCAGGAAAACUACACUUACCAAUAACAGGAAGGAGUAAAUUUAUGUCAGGGAAGCACCUGGAGCAAGCAAGGAAGAUGUAACUGCAGGGUUACCAUGCCGUUGAAGUGAGUGGGGGCUGAGAUCACCAAAUUCCUGCCACACCGGGCACUUCAAUGUGUCUCCGUAAAUUCAGCCUAUAAGAACUGUAGGCUUUUUAUUAAACCUCUGUAGCAGCAGUGCUGUGGUAUGCUAUCUGCAAAUAUUCAAGUUUGUGUUGUGCUACCUUGCAUUCCCAUCUGCAUUCCUGGGUUUAAGGAUUUUUUCACACAAAGAAGACAAGGAUUUUUGCUGAAAUUCGGGUAUCUGGUUGCAAUAUACCUGCUUCUCAUGUUCAGGUCAGAGUCCUGUUGCAAACGUCUCUAAAAAGUGGUGGCUUUGUUUUUGUUGUUGUUGCCUACUACAGCCAUGCAAACAUGCUUGCAUUCUUUCAUUCCACCCCUUAAUAAAUUAACAAUUGUGUGCUUGUACAAAUUGGUGUGCUCAAGGCAUUCCCACCAAGUAUAAAUUCCCUCUUUGUCCUAGUAAAUGUUUUUCUGCUGAGUGUGUGCACUCAGGAGGGGGGGAAAGAAACCACACACCCCCUAAGUGACACUGGGUAGUGUUUAAGCAGAAAUGGAAGUUGGGGAGAAGGUGUUGCAGGGAAGGAGUUGUGGGCUGUUCCCAGGUUGUCAAUAUACAAUGCACCUUGUGCAAACCAGAUUCAUAUCCAGUAUAUACUGUAAUGCAUUAUGUGAAAUAGUCCAGUGUUUUGUAGAUCGUCGUUGUACAGGCUUGAUCCUGACUCUAAAAUGCACACAAGGAGAGGGAGAGAGGAAAAAAGUUUGGAGUAUAUACAGCACUAGAUAUAGAGCAUUUGGAAGAAGACACUUGCCACCAAAAUCUGGGGAUGGGACCCCAACUUGUGCAGCACAGCUUCAAGAACUAGAGUCCUGAAAACCCCAAAUAUCCAACUCCCCAUAUAUCCUCACUAAGCUUCAACAACUGUUCUGACUUAGAACACAACCUGCUUUGCAGCAGUCCUUCUAGGGCUCUCUUUCGCCUCACACGAACUCCCUUAUUUUUAGCAUUUCAUAAUUUUGCACACUUGAUUAGAGCCAUCCAGUUAGGAUCAGACAGAAGCACCCACGACUUGCCCUGUAGUGAGAGCCAAGUGCAUCCAGCACCUAUUAGUGGUAACUGGAAGUGAAAAGGGGAUCCAGAUCCGUCACAUCAAGGGCCCUGAUUUGACUAACGUGUGGUUCAGAGAAAGGCCAAGAUGACAAAUCUAUUAGCAUAGGAAAAGUGUUCUUCCCAAGAACCAAAUAAGAAGUGGCAACAGCCGCUGAGCCUGAACCUGAUCUAACUCCCCAAGGAUUGGACUUGUUUCUUUCUUUAAAGGGCUCACUGCGAUCACUUCCAUCUUCACAGGUAAAGCCUUUCCCGAUCAAGGGUGCUUUGAGGGCAAAGUACAGCACUGCAUAUUGUGAGAGCAAGUUUUGUAUCCGGGAUAAUAUGUGGAUGGGCAGAGUGCUGAAAUCUCAACUAACGUUCUGGACAGGGGUUACAAAUUUUGUCCACACAUAGGAUGCAGAUUUUCUCCUUCCAAAAAAAUAUAUUGAGAUGGGGGGGGCAGAUAUCAACCCUCCAAAUAAGCUUGCUUUACCUUUUUUCAAGGUUUUCCUUAUGAUCACCUUUUGAGGACAUACUUUAUUUAUAAAGCUUAAGCCGACAGUGUGCUUUGGUUUACAAAAAAGGUCUGGAAAGCGACAAAUGGAGCAUUACAAUGCUGCUCAGGUGACUUCAAGAAACUUAUGCGUGGGGGGGGGGGGAAUGCAGGUGCUGUUACAGAAAAUUAAGACACGCUUCUCUGGCACACAAGCCAAAGGAGUUGGACUGGUGAAACUAUUUCUCUUAAGUUGGCAUACAGGUAAAACAACUUCUGUUUCCCAGCAGAUGGGCGAGGAGAGUCCUGCAUCCAGCUUACUUCACUGGAUCAGGUUAAUUGGUAGAGCCUCUUGAGGAAUGUAAUUAACUUACUCCAGGUUUGAAAGCUUGCAGUAUAAUUAGGGCAGUGAGAGACUUGUUCAAAGCUGCAGUUCACUCUGCAAUAAAGGUCUAAAACAAUAGCAGGGAAGCACGGCUGGAAUUCAUCUCAAACAUCCCACCGGCUGAUGUUGCUUUGCAGCCAGAAUCCAUACCAUUGUCUGUUUGCAUAUUAUUUGCCCAAUAGUUGCAACUGAGCAGUUCCAGGGAAGAAUCUGGGACCCUUCGUGUCAGGCAGUGCACAAACACACACAGAGAGCUCAUUCUGAAGAGCUGGGACUCUGACAAGACAUGGCAAGUGAAGGAAUAAAGACACAAAGCUAUGAUUGAUUGCAGAAUUAAUUUAUUAAGCAAAUCAGAGCAUUUUGCAUAACUGCAGGAAGGCUGAACACGUAUGUUCCAAAUGUCUCUAUUUACAAAAAACCUAUUAGGAUGAGUUGCUGGAUGUUUCUUUCUUCUUCUGCCCCCUAUCCCUGAGGGUUUCCUGAAGUUAAGUAUCUGACUUGGGUCGUCGCAUCUUGUUUCUAAUGCCCAUGCAAUUAAAUCCAUGCACAGCCUGCCAUUUCACAUGCUUGGUUGAUUAUAACAUAUUACAGAACAAUUACAUUUUUCUAGUGUACCUUUAGCAAAAACAACACCCUCGCUUCUUUUAAAACAGUACAGGACAGUCAGUUGUAGAGUAGAAUUAGAACAGCGGCAUGGAGGUGAAGAGCUUUCGACCACAUUAUUUUUGGGUACAUAUGCUCCCAUAGUCACUCUUUCUACUCAAAGAAGUGUCCUUAUUUACAUUGGUGAAACAAUAAAGACCGUGCCAGAAUGGUGGCUGCUUGGGCUGCAGUUAAGAUGCAGGCUGUGCUUCUGUGAGAGGUGGGCUGGAACUAAAAGUGGAUGGGACUCCCCUUCUCUCUCUCUCUCUCUCUCUCUCUCUCUCUCUCUCCAAUGCCCCUUUCCCUUCCCCACUCCUUGCCAUCUGCAUGAAAUUAGGCCAAGGGCUGCAUGUGGCUUAAGGGAGCGCAGGUUGCCCAUACAUCUUAAAAUUAUUUGGCAAACUUAAAAAAAGCAUUUAUGGUUUAGAGUCUAGCGUUAUCUCUGGAUGGAACCUUAAUGCACAUCUCAAAGACAAUAUUUCUCAUUUGUUCCCCUUUUGCAGUUUCCAACUCUGCUCAAUGGUCACAUCCCAGUGCCAAUUCCCAGCUUGGAUGGGACUUCUUCUCCAGUUCUCCUGUCUCCAAAUGCUCAUAAAUCCUGA